Pelobates cultripes (western spadefoot toad) is the source of this 68595-nucleotide messenger RNA. The record is from the annotation of a GenBank genome assembly. Lineage: Eukaryota; Metazoa; Chordata; Amphibia; Anura; Pelobatidae.
CCCCCCCCCAGAUCCAGUGCCCGUGCCUCCCCUGUCCGGGUUUUAGUCCUGCCCUAUAGUAGCUCAGGGCUCUGUUAGUCCCUUUUUUUUCUUGUUGUGUUUCUGUUACUCAUCGCCAUCUUGUUGCAGCCCUUUUCUUGUCUGGGAGAUCCGUGGGGGGGUCCGGGUUAUAUUUUUUGUUGCCUUUAUUUAUUAUUUGAAGAUUUUUUUCCUCACUGGGGAGGGGGAAGGGAAUUGCCACAGUCCCUCCAUUGCCUGGUUUUGUGCUGUCGGAUUAGGAAGUAAGAAGGAGCAGGGAUCUUACAGUGAGUGCUGAGAAAUGAGCCUGGAGACCUUAUUACAAGCAGCCUUGUUCCUAGAAUGGCAAGCCCAGCAACAACAACAGAAAACACGUGGUGAGUGGGCUAACAUGUUACAUGUGUGCUGGGCAGGGUUGUGCCAAUUGGCAUGUCAGUAGCAAGGCACCGGCUUCUAGUUACUGCAUUGGCUGUAUGAGCUGUACCCUGUGUGCAGAUGAUUGCACCCCGUGUACUUUAUGUAUUCUGCACACUGGAUCCUAUUUGAAAAUAUUAAUUGCUCCCUAUGUACAUGUAUUAGGUGCACAGAUCAGCCUGUAUAUUGCUCCACAUUGUAUCUUAAUGUACUGCAUGCUAGCUGCACACUGGAUCAUGUAUUCUUUACUUGCCCCCAUUACUGUAAAAUCAUACACUGUAUUCUGUAUUUAUGGGGGAGCAUACCCCUGCAACGUUAUACACAGAGGAUAGCUACACGUUACUCUACGUGCAUUAAUCAGCUCCAUAUAUUAACUCUAUAUGUAUGGAUCUUUUUUAGAUGCCAUGUACAUGGGUGACUUUUAGACUGGACCCAGAUAAUAUGGAUGAGCUGUACACUGGGUGCUGUACGCUGGUCGUUGGGUAUAUAUAUUAAGGGUGGACUGUACACUGGGUAUACAUGCAGAAUGAGCUGUACAUUAGGUGUACAUGGCUGGUGAGCUGUACACUGGUCUUUGGGUAUACAUUAAGGGUGGGCUGUACACUGGGUGUACAUGGAGGAUGAGUUUUGUACAUUAGGUUACAUGGCUGGUAUGCUGUACACGGUGUACAUGGCUGGUGAGCUGUACUGGGUGUACAUGGAGGAUGAGCUGUACACUGGGUGUACAUGGAGGAUGAGCUGUACACUGGGUGUACAUGGAGGAUGAGCUGUACAUGGCUGGUGAGCUGUACAUGGCUGGUGAGUUGUACACUGGGUGUACAUGGCUGGUGAGCUGUACAUUAUUAUACUGCCUGCCUUUCUCUUGGUGUUGUAUAUGAGCUAUCAAUGUGAGCAUUAACACGGAUUGCCCUGGCCGGGGCAGAUUGCUGGCUCUGGCUAGCUCUGGCUGGGGUUUCAGUGCAGGGCGGUGGCAAUCCUCCACAAGCUGUUUUGCAUAAUAGGCUGACAUGGGUUGUCAUAUGACCGGCAGCAGCCUCCCCUCCCCCGGACUCCUUCAUCGCCGGGCCCUUCCUGGACAGCCUGGCUAUCCCUCACUCCCUGCCGGGCCCCCGCCCCCCCGGGCCCCCUCGGACCGGUCCAGUCUCCCUGAGUGCGCGGAUUCCCCGGCCGAGCCGUGUUACAGGGUGUCUGCCAGCGGGCCGCCGGCAGUGAGCGGGUUACUGCGCCCUGGUGACGUGUCAAGCCCCGCCUCCUCCCCCCACGUGCGCCGGAGACCCGCCCGGGGAGGGAGUGCUCGCGCUGUGAGCGGGACCUGCACAUAGACAGGGCUGGGCGGGGCUAGCACAUAGGACUGGGCGGGGCCUGCUCAUAGACAGCGCUGGGCGGGGUCAGCACGCGCUCACUGCAUGAUCCACGUAACACAUGAUAUCCCCCCCCCCCCAACUCCCCACCACUACUGGCUGAGAGUCUGCCAUCAGCCGCCACCAUGUUCUCCCCACACAUAGAGCCUACUGCCUGGCAGUGUAUGAAUGCUACAUACUACUACCAGUCCCAUCAGCCAGGACUAGUGAUAUGUGUAUGAAGUAUAGUAAACCUGGCUGCUCUCACUGUGCCGCUUUUACCUCAUUUAUUUUAUUUUUAUAUUUCCCUUAUGCCCACUGUUUCUUAAAGAUCAACUCUGCGCACGCACUACAGGUCUAUAAGGGACAGGGCACACACAAACCCACUGUUUAACAUUUUAUAAGGCUACUUAAAAUCAUCCAUCUCACCGGACACGGGGAUUCAGCUCCGCCGUAUCGUGUUCAGCCCACCACUGCUUCACGGUACCCCGAUAACGGGUCCUACACUAAAUCCAAUGUGGGAGACAAAAGUGCUUUGAAGUGGUCAUGGUGCCUGGAUUUUGUAUACGCAGCAUUCGCUAUAAAACAUUGCACAUACUGAGUUUAACUCCUUCGCUGCCGCGGGGUGUAAUGCCGCAUCCGGCAGUGUUAUUAGGGCGUCAUUAGCCAACCCAGAAUAAGAGUUACCGGCUGGCUAAUGUGAAUUCUAUGUAUAUUUUAUGCACAGCAUGUCAUUCGUUGGCUGACAGCGGUCAGGUCGACGCUCUCAGCCAGUGAAUGGUGAUGAGAUCAGCGCCUUACUCUGCAGAAGCCUGUGUAAGUCACCAAAGUUGCAAGGAGCCUUGUCAGCUGCGCAACCAGGGAAGCAGGCAAACCGUUUUCCCAUUACCAGCAAAUAGAGCCAGAAUACUUCUCUUUUCUUCCUUGUGCCGCAUGUCAAUACCAGGGUGCCUCCAUUUUGUUCUCCUCUGUCCAUGAUGUCUGCAGCCUUGCUUAAGCUCCGCCAAUUACCGAACAAUUUACCCUAUUUUAAUUUUUCUGUAUAACUAACAUACUGAAGUGAAUUUAUAACACUUUUUGGAAACAGUCAGAAAAGGAUUAGUUAAAAAAAAAAAACCUAAACCUGCAAAGUGGCAGUGUUGCUUUAACACAGUACUGUAAUUUUUCAGUAUUUCAUAAAGAUAUAAUCAUUAUGAAAUACUGACUCUGACUGCAUUAGAAUCUCAUUGACUCAUGAUCAAGGCUGAGGUGGACAAAAGGUGAAGCGCCUCAGUCUACUUUUGUCCAAUCCCAGCAGCUGUCACAAGUGACAUGUUAGUUUAAGGCAUCGGCCUAUAGAAGGCCUUGCAGGUUACUCUAUAGACAUCAAAGUUGUACUGUCACUCGUGAUUAAAAGAGCACAGCACUGACACAAGUCAUGGUAAAUUUAAAGGGACACUCCAGGAACCCAGAUCACUUCUGUCCAUUGGAGUGGUCUGGGUGCCAACUCCCAUCACCCUUAACCCUGCAAGUGUAAUUAUUGCAGUUUUUAGAAACUGCAAUAAUUACCUUGCAGGGUUAAGUCCUCCUCUAGUGGCUGUCAGACAGCCACUAGCUGGACUUCCAGGUUCUUAAAACAUGAAAAGUGUUUUGAAUGAUGCUGAACGUCUUCACGCUAUGCAUGAGGACCUCCAGCGUCUUCCCGUGGGGAGGUCUAAUGCGUGCACGCGGCCAUGGCCACGCAUGCGCAUUAAGUCUCCCCCGUGGGCGGAGCCUGACCCAGCGCCGUGGGACAUCGGCGCUGGAUUCAGGUAAGUCACUGAAGGGGUUUUAACCACUUCAGCAACAUGGGGUGGGAGGGAGGGGGACACUGCAGGAUUCUGCAGUGCCAGGAAAACGGAUUUGUUUUCCUGGCACUGGAGAGUCCCUUGAAGCUGGUUACUGCAUGGUAACACCACUCCCUUACACCAUAUUACCAUUACGUUUUCCUGGGCAAGACAUCUAAAGGUGUAUAUAUCUGCAGUGCAUGCAGACCUGAUUCACAAUACAUUUAUUCAUAUGGGUAGAUCACUAUUGCUUCAUACAGCUUGCUAUUCACUGCAUGCAUACAUGCAAUUCACAGGCCUGACGUGUUCAGUGUACUUUGCAUCACUCACGUAAGUCAGAGCCUCUCUUUAUUCACUAGAUAGUCCAUUCAAUCAGAUAAUGUAACUCAUACUAGCUGUAUAGUAUAAUGUAUAUACAGACACCAGUACUAAACAUAAAUAGCCAUACAUACAUGUAAUCUCUUGAGAGUACAAGUUAAUAGCACAUUUUAUGCCAAAAUAAAGCUAAUUGGAGGGAGGGACUUGCUCCUUGCAUUGCCUAGAGAUGGGUUGUUAAUCACUGGCCAAGAGCAACGUCUUGACACACUGUAUUGAUCUUUAUCUGUUGGGUUUCUUUGCCUAAAGACCUUUCACACCCUUGCCACCAGCAGUGUGAAUUACAUUGGGACUGCAACACUACUCCUACACAAGCUGAGACUGGACACUGUACAGUACUGUUACCGUGUGAGGACUUGGCAGAAUUCGCAAAGACACCCCAGCGGUGACAUCGCUGCUGGGGUUCCGGUGGCCGUGAGGGCAGGUAAAAGUGAGAUGUACUUACCUAAAACUGUCUCUUGCAGGCAUGGCCAUCUUCCUCCAGCCAUUCCUCUUUAACUAGUGCCAGGAGCCGACGUCACUGCUGUAUUCUCGCGCAUGUGAACAGCAUUGAGUUCUAUGGAAGAUUCCGCUGGAUGUUCCAUAGACAGGUCCAAUUUCCUGCAGCCGUUACGUAGACGGCGGCAGCUCUGCCCAAUGUCUAGAAGGGUCAGACAUAGGAAAUAUACAGAGACAAAGUUGUCCCUUUAUAUCACUGGAAUUUCAGUGAAAGAUGGAAGUGCCUCUUUAAUUAUUUUGAGUAGUCUGUGCAUUAUACAUUAUAAAAUCUGUGUAGUACAGCCAUAGAGACUAUAAGUAUGAGCAAUAUGAGUUGAUCUCCUCCAUGCAUGACAUAAUAUAGCAUUCUCACUAAACAUUAAACACCUGCUGCAGUGGGGCUGCAAACACGUUCAUAAAAUAAUUAAUAAAACUGUGAAUGCGACUCAGUCUGCCAGUGCUUUAGAGCUGUUGGAUCUGAUAGAAUUUCUAAAGAUGGCAUAGUCAAGCUGUUCAGGGCUGUCCUGAUUAGCACUAUAGACCUUGUUCGAUUUUUGGUAGAAAGCGCCCCAUUUUGCACAUCUCUCACACUGGGAGGCUGCUGAGGUAUUCACACUGUGCUUUAGGCUUAUCGCCAGCUGUUCUACAGUACCACUGACAUUUAAUGAAGCUGCUAGAAAAUUCGUAUGUGCUGCAAACGCUUCAAACUCCUAGUCGAGUGCGGAUGAGACCCAUCGUGGCGUGUCCUAAAAAGACCCGAUGGACUUGUGUGCAUGAUUUGAGAUACAUGAUAUUGUGAAUAAUUUAUAAUCCACUAGAAUUUCAUCACUUGUGUGAGCUGACUAGGAAUGUAAAAAAAAAUAGCGUACCGUAUAAAACAUCUUUAAAAAUAAAUAAAUGUAAAAAUCAAGAAACGAUUGGUUGCAUAAUGUCUGCUUUCUGCACCAUAAAAUCCCUUAGCUGCAGCGUCCACGCGUUUGAUAAUUUGCAUUGUUUGUAUUCACUGUUCUCCCAGAUGUGACUUAAAGGACGAUGACAUGCUCACCUUGAUCACACAUGUGGCAUACAUAAUUUGGGCUAUAGAUGUGUUUUCCCCUAUCGUUUCAGAUUUCUGAUAUACAUAGUCACCUAUGAAGGGCCGAGUACCAGACGGAUAGCUAUAAUAUUACGCUAGUAUAUUUAUGCUACAUUGAUAUAAUGAACAAAUGCGCUUUUUAUAAGACAGACGCACUGCUGCAUCUUCUACAGGGAAGAUAUGAAUCCCUUGAAUCUAGUUAUACCGUGCCCCCCACCCUGAACACACAUAUUGUGGGAGGUACUAAUAUAUUUUCCUUCUUCAUUCUGCCCUUCCUAGCUGCUCUGUCUGGUUCUUGGGAGAGCCCUCUUGAGUACUUGAGUGGGGGAAGGGCAGACAGCACAGGGCAAUCCUUUUUAACCAACUUCCUGCUUAUUGCAGAGCUAGUAAUCUGAGCUUUCCUACCCUUAUUGGAGGCUGUUGCUGAACACUAGGUGCUUUCUAUAUAGCAGAAGGGGAAGCAUUUUUAGACAUUGUUUGCCGUAAAAUAACACAUUAGCUGGUUUUAGAAAAAUGCUGUGUUUUUACCGCAGAAUGCAUACAUAUUUCUUACUCUGAAGUAUGUACUGGAUGUGUGUAUUCAUCUUUCAUUUAUAUGCUUUUGAAAUUCUAAACUGCAUUUCAUUGGUGUGUGCUUCCCCUAUCUAUACCUUCUCCUUGCCAGAAACAUUCUAAUGUUAAGAGAUUCUCCCCCUUCCUCCCCCUCUUAAUCAUAUGAUAUACAGUUUACUUACUACAAUGCACAAGUUUAACCCUGCUUUGUACGACGUUGUCUCUAUAUAUUACUGUUUACUGAGAUCAGUAAGCUAUUUUUGAAAGUCCCAGGUUUUUGUUUGUGACUUUAAGCAAAUCACUGAAUAAUUUUACCCUAAAAUUAUCGUUACAAAGACAUAAUUGAACAGGCUAUACAAUAUAGGCUAUAAAAUGUUAUGUGCGCAGUCUGCAGUAGUAAAAAAAAAAAAAAUUGUAUUUCUCUGCAAUGUUGUCCUUGUCGUUUUCUGGUUGCGGUGUUUAAAAAUAAAUAAAUAAAAUCCCUGAGCGCUGCAUAUUAACCAUAGAUCACCCUCAAUUCAGCAUUCCUGUAAAUAUAUUGUGGGGGAACCUGUUGAAUAUUUGCCAGAAAUUACAUGUGGAGGGAUUAUGGAGAAGCACUAGAGAACAGGUUGUGCAAAGCAUGUUUGCUGUUUAAUUAACAUGUUCUUUUUGUUAUAUGAUAAGAGCCAUAGUUGCCAACUGUCAUAAAUUUGCUGGGGCAGUCCCAUGUUUUGGGCUCAUGCCCCAGCAAAAAUAAGUCUUGGGUCUUAUCCCAGAUUCCAGGACAUCCACAGGGAGGUGGAUAGAAAUAUGUCUUUCUUUAAUAUUUUCUUGUGUGUAUUUGCUAGUUUGUGUGUGAGCUGUCAAGCAAUGUCAUUUCCCUCAGACGUCACCAACGGCUGCAGGGAAAUUUGCUCUAUCUAUAAAGGAUCCUCAAUGAGGUACUCUCGCGAAUGCGCAAGUUUACAGCACUGGCAGAAAGACCAUGGCGGUGCCCGUGAGGGACAGGUUCAGGUAAGUAAAACUCUAAACGGCGAUGUCACCAACACUGGUCUUUGCAAAUUAUGCAAAGUCCACAGGCGGUGACAGACCUGCUUUAAUUGAGGAUUGCAGUGAAUUAAAAAUGAAUAUAAAAAUUUAGGCCACAAUUGGGGAAACUCUCCAGGUAGAUUCUGUUUCAAUUUGGCUAUUUUGGCCUUUUAGUUUAAAUUCACUUUCAUUUUCCAGCUUUAGUGAAUAAUCCAAUACGUGUGUUAACCUUGCUCUAAUCCUUUUUUAGUAUGAGAAAAAACACCCUUUUUUUUAAUUUUGCCAUUUUAUUUUAAUGUAUUGUCAUUAUUGGUGGAAAUCUACUGUGUUACAUGGAGUGACCAAAAAUGAUGUAUUUUUGUGGAUUGUGUUGCACAUGUUUGAGCAGCACAGUCUGAAUUUAAAAGGUCUAUCGAGGGUAGAUUAACUUUUUUUUUUUUUUUUUUAAAUUACUCCCCUCUCUUGCAGCGGCACUCCAGGCUUGCUUCUUACACAGCAGCAUUCUAAGGAACUAGAAAAUGGUUCUCAUCCAAUCCAGAUCCUCUUGUUCUAGAUCUCCAACUUAAUGAGACAUGGGCGCAGCAGAUUCUUCUGUACACAUUCAGUGAGAAAAACUGUAAAGCAAAUAUUCACACAUGCACAGAAAAUCCUGUUGCUUCUCAUUCAUAAUAAAAAUAAGAAUUAGUACUCGUGCGAGUGAAUGUAAGCAGAUAGGUUUAUAUUCACUUGUGUUAGUAUUUCUUGUUUAUUAUUGAAAUGAGGCGUUUUCAGCAAAUCAUUGCAUAAUGUGCCCAGUGCCGUACAAAAAAACCCCGUGGGAGGGUGAUAUGUUUCCAGGAACUAUAAAGCUGGCUGAACAUUUCCUAGCGUGUCUCUCCUUCCAUGUUAUAGAUAGAAGAAGUGGGGGUUAAGUUAAAAAAGGCUUUGAAUAUUUUUAUGUGGAUUUUAGAACAGGGUCGUGGAAUACAUAGUUACACAGCUGAAAAGAGACAUGUGUCCAUCAAGUUCAGCCUUUUUUACAUCUGUUUUUGCUGUUGAUCCAAAAGAAGGCAAAAAACCUAGUUUGAAUUGCUUCCAAUUUUGCAACAAACCAGGAAAACAUUCCUUCUCGACCCCAGAAUGGCAGUCAGAUCUCUGAACUAUUUCUGAAUGAACAUUCUGUUUUUGCAAAUAUUCAUCCAGUUGCUGUUUAAACAUCUGUACAAACUUUGAUAAAACCACUUCUUCAAGCAGAGAAUUCCGCAUCCUUAUUAUUCUUACUAUAAAAACCCUUUCCUUUGCCUGCCAUGUUGGUUCCCAGUCCUCCAACCUCCCGCUAGAGAUCCCUCUGCAGCAAAGUAAUAUCCUGCUCACAUUGUGUUACUUUACAGAGUUUUGUGUCAUCUGCAAACACUGAAACAUGGGCUUGAAAAAAGAGUGGUCUGCUAUUUUUUCAAGUGUAGAAAAAAAUACAAAGACAAAGUAUUUCAGCGUGACUCAUCGUUCUACAUUAUUUUAAUAAUAUUGGCGCUUGAGAACAGGUUUGAUACUAUGGUAUCUAAGUAAGUGAUUAUGCAACAAAGCUGAGCUGUGGAAACAAUUUGAUAAUCAUUCAAGUAGUGUUGCUACUAUGUUGAUCAGAGAUUUGCAACCCUUUUUGAAACAAGUUUCUCAACUAUAUUUACAGGAACACUCCAUUGAAUUAUUAUUUUUUUUUAACAAUUUAGUAGCUAUACCCCCAAAGAAAACAUGCAUAUAGGUUCUGGGGGGGUUUGAAACAAAUGACUUGCAUAAGCUGCAGAGCUGCUAUCUGCAGUCUUUGCAAGCCCUCCCCUCAAUUCCAGACUCAGACUUUUAGUCUGUACUAGGAAACCACCCACUACAGCCUUAUCAUUGAGAAGCCCCUGUGCUUUCUUAUGCUUCUCGAUGACUGGUACAAAUAUGACAGGCUCCAGACCCUUAACGCACUUCUGCAAAGGAUUGGCGCUGGAUGCAUCAGGUGGUCUAGAAGUUCACUUUGCAUUUGCUAUUUGAAAACAAUUUAACAGAAAAUGGUAUUCAUGGCUUCCUAGUUCCAGAGCCUCAGUAAUAAACUUGUAGUUCUGGUUCUUGGAGAGUCACUUUUAAGCUGACGUUGUCUAAAAUGAAAACAUUGAAAAGUCCUUAUUAUGCAGCACUAUGUCGAAAUGACAAGAGGCAUGGCCUGUGUGCUCAAUCGCACCCAAUACCAUGAAUAUUUAUCAACCUUUGCUUUAUGCAAAUGGUGCCUCGUUCAAUAUCCCUCCUUAUAUAACCUCCUCUAACCCUCCCCCCCAAAAAAAACAGAUUGUCUGACUAACAACAAAGUGCAAAUACAAUUUCAAACUUUAUCUGGAGAAUCCCCCGGAUGGAAUUUAGAAGUGCCUCUCAGUCUGGCUGGAUAAUACUUGCAGUGAACUUGGAGUGUCUUUCAGUCUUAACAAGAAUUCUACGCACCAGUGUCUGGGUUUUUUCCCCCCUCCAUUUUCCUCCUCCUAUCCAUUCUACCGUGUAGAUCAGUGGUAGUCAACCUUUUUCCACUUACCGCCCACUAAUGCAUCUUUCUUGAUGGAAAAAUUUCCUUACCGCCCACCAGUUUUCGCGCAAGCGCGGAAUAUUUUUUAGAAAGGAGGGUGUUUUAAAAAAUACAUAAAUGAACGUACAUUUAUCUUUUUAUUUCUACUUUAUGCAUGUUUAUAAUGUUUUUAACUUUAUAAAGUUUAAUGAGGAAGCAAUAAAGUAAAUUGAACUUACCUUUACUAGUGAUUAAUGAGAUCCUUGAGGUUGAUGCUGCGAGACUAAAUAUUUGAUAUCUGGUUCGAUUUUCAUAAGGAACAAACGAAGGUCUCCUCUUUCAGUGAUAAUCGGAAGACUUCUUUGUUUGCUCAUAAAAUGAUUUCUCAUCUGUGCGUCAGCUCCCCUCCUCUCCCUCCUCAAUUCCCCUUCCCACCUUUUUCCCCUUUUUUCUAUUUUUUAACCUUCCUUAUAGCAAUGCCCAGUAGGAAGGCUGAGCUAGGUAGCCCACUUACUAUUAUUAGUCAACAACAAUUCUCUCCUUUUCCUUUUCUUUCCUUCUCCUUUUUUACAAGUACUCUACUCCUUCUUUCCUCUAUACUAGAAGUACUCUACUCCUUCUUUCCCCUAUACUAGAAGUACUCUACUCCUUCUUUCCCCUAUACUAGAAGUACUCUACUCCUUCUUUUCUCCUAUUCUACAAGUACUCUGCACCUUCUUUCUUCUAUUCUACAAGUACUCUGCUCACAGGCAAACACAUACACACACACACACACACUCACAUUGAAACACAUACACACAAAUAUACACAUACUCACACAUGCACUUACAGACACUCACACAUGCACAGACAGACCCACAGACACACACACACUUACUGACACACACACAUACACUUACAGACAGACACAUACACUUACAGACAGACACAUACACUUACAGACAGACACAUACACUUACAGACACACAUACACUUACAGACACAGACACACACAUACACUUACAGACACAGACACACACAUACACUUACAGACACACACACAUACACUUACAGACACACACACAUACACUUACAGACACACACACAUACACUUAGAGACAAACACAUGUACACACAAAUUAUUAAUAUUAAAUAUCCACCCAGCCUCCCUACCUGGAGAGCUGGUGUGGAUCUGUCCCUGGGGUCCAGUGGGGCUUCACUUAGGCGGGCGGCUAAUCAGACGCAGCGAGGGAGCUCUAACCUCUCUGCUCUGCUCCCUCGCGGACUGUCUACGGAUGCCGGGAGCCGGAAUAUGACAUCAUAUUCCGGCUCCCGCGGCAUCAGCAAACAUCGCGCGAGGGAGCAGAGCAGAGAGGUUAGAGCUCCCUCGCCGCGACUGAUUAGAACGCUGCCAUGCCGGGGGGUCCAGAAGGUGGCCUGGCAGGAGGGAGCGCUUCCUCCUGCCGGUCACUGAAGACUUGCGCAUGCAGAGCCGCUCGCGCCCGCCCAAAAGGAGAAAUCCUCUUAAAAAGAGGAUUUAGCCUCAGAAAUCCCUACCGCCCACCUGGAAUCCUAAAACGCCCACUAGUGGGCGGUAGGGACCAGGUUGACGACCCAUGGUGUAGAUUGUUAAAUAUCCCUUUUAAAAGAGUGUUUGUUUUAGUGUCUUCUCUUUAUAAGUAGGGAUUGACCGAUAUUGAUUUUUUUAGAGCCCAUACGGAUACUGAUAUCUUGUGAACUUUCAGGCAGAUAUAAUUUGCCGAUAUUCUGUACAUUUACCAUUUUGGAAAAAAAAACCUAUUUCUAAAGGUAAAUGCACAAAAUAUACAUGCCACGUGUAGUGGAUGCAGUGUGCUUAGACAGGGGAGCUGUGUGUGUUUGUGUAGUGGAUGCAGUGUCUGUGUAGUGUGUGUGUAGUGGAUGCAGUGUAUGUUUGUGUAGUGUGUGUGUGUUGUGGAUGCAGUGUGUGUUUGUGUAGUGUGUGUGUUGUGGAUGCAGUGUCUGUUUGUGUUGUGUGUGUGUGUGUUGUGGAUGCAGUGUCUUUGUAGUGUGUGUGUGUGUGUAGUGGAUGCAGUGUGUGUUUGUGUAGUGUGUGUGCUGUGGAUGCAGUGUGUGUUUGUGUAGUGUGUGUGCUGUGGAUGCAGUGUCUGUGUGUGUGUUGUGGAUGCAGUGUCUUUUUGUGUAGUGUGUGUGUGUGUUGUGGAUGCAGUGUCUGUUUGUGUAGUGUGUGUGUGUUGUGGAUGCAGUGUGUGUUUGUCUAGUGUGUGUAGUGGAUGCAGUGUGUAUUAGUGUAGUGUGUAUAUAAUGAAAGCACAGUGUUUGGGUAGUGUGCGUAAAGUGAAUGCUGUAUAUACUAAAUGCAAAGUGUGUGUGUUUGUGUAGUGUGUGUGUGUAUAUGAAUGCAGAGUGUGUGUGUAUUUAUGUAGUGUGUGUAUAGUGAAUGUAGUGUGUUUAUAUAGUGCACACUACACAAACACACACUGCAUUAUAUAAACACACUACACAAACACACUGCAUUAUAUACACACACUAUACAAACACACUGCAUUAUAUAUGGAGUGUGUGUGUGUGAGGGGGCAUUUUUUUUAUUAAAUUAUUAUUUUUAUUAUAUUUAUUUAAUUAUUAUUUAUUUUUGUUGUCCCCCCUCCCUGCUUGUUGCCUGGCCAGAGAGGGGGGAUAUAGCAUUCCCUGGUGGUCCAGUGGCAUUGGCUGAGCUGUGGGGGGGCGGGCAGCAAGCAUUUACUCACCUCCCAGCAGCUCGUCCAGCUCCCCAGUGUAAGUCUCGCGGCCAGCGUUCCGUGCGGGUCUUGCGAGAGUUACACUGGGGAGCUCCUGGGAGAUGAGUAAGCGCUUGCUGCCCCUCCCCCCCAGGACCGCCGGGUUUGUAAUAAGCCUGGCAGUCCUAGGAGGUAUUAUCGGCAAUAUCGGUAUCUGAAUUGGCCGAUACCGAUAUUGCCGAAAAUACCGAAUUUUGUCCGAUUAUAUCGGUAAAACCGAUAAUCGGUCGAUCCCUAUUUAUAAGCAUGGGUAGACAUGUCUAAUGUGGAGAGGGAUACAGGGCAUAAAUUCCACGUACUUACAAAAGCCAUUAAAGGCAGCCAACCCACUAGCACUUUUUUUUUUUUUUUUCUUCUUCUAAUUAUUAAAAAUAUUGACAAGCUUGUGCAACCAGGGGAUGGAUGUAGAAUAAUGUAUUAGUGAGAACACUAUUUUUGGAUUUUCUAGACGGCGUACUAAGUUCAACCUUCUAGUUAAUCACUCUCUAGUAGACUCUCUUGCACAGUUUUUGUUAGGUAGCUGGUAAAAAUGUCACUCCCGAUCAAUCAUAAACCUAUGUAAACCUUAAUAGGACAAAUAUUCUUUUAAAAAAAAAAAAAUUCUGGAGACCUUUCCAGUUUUUUUUCUUGUCUUUUCAUUUCAAAAUGAUCUGUUUGGUGAUCUACACUGCAAUUAACCUCACCCCUCCACUUUUUUUGUGUUUGUAAAUUAUUGCAUUUAGUACAUUCAAAAAUUAUACAUAUAUACAUUAGCAACUGUCAGUCUGCUCAUGCUGAUUAUUCCUUCAUGAUCAACUAGCAAUGGUGGAAAGCAUCCAGCCUAUCACUGCUCUUCCAUUCAUUGAUUUUAUGGGGAGAAACAAGUGGCUACUACAGAAUCCUCUUGUUCUUUAUCAUUCCAUUUCCUAGUGGAACCAUCCUGAGGGAAUAAAGCUAGUCUCUGCAGGAUUUCCUCGCAGGAGUUGUUUGUUUGUUUUUUUGCGGUGAGGGGGGUUAUGUAGAAAUUCACAUUCAAUAAUUUAUUUAGGUUUAAUGUUAAAAUUAAAGUUUUGCAAAAAGUAAAUCCGAUGUGCAAAGUAUAUUGAAUUAACACUGUCUGGGCAUGCCCAGUGUUCUCAUGGGAGGCCAUUUUCAUUUAGAAAAAAAAUCACUUUUGAGACAACUGCUGAUAAAUCCAUUUAUAUCUACUUUGCUGACCGUGUGAUCGAUGUUUUGGAGCUAGAUUUGGUAUUGCGGAAUGGAGAGUGCGUAUUGUGGUUGGGCUCACUACACUCAAACAGCAAUCAUGUACCCCUCUCCAAAACAUUCAGGUCUAUGACAUAAUUUGUAUAAUCAAACAGAAUUAAUGUACACACUGAUGGUUUAAAUACAAAAGUGACUAAAUGCUGACAAAGCAGCUGGGUAUGCAGGGAGAGAUAGGAUUAUACGGAUAGGAAACGUGUUUGAUACUUACAUGGUGGACAGUAAUAUGGCUAUAAGUGAACAAGUGGUGUGUUUAAGGGCAUUCAACAUGUGUGGGCAAUGAGCCUCAAGAAACAUAUUGUUGACUGCUGAACGUGACAUUUUAUUUAUUUAAUGGUCAAUGGGAUGUGGUACGGCCUAUCAAUAGGCAGGCCGUGUUCAUAGACUAUGAUUAGGAGCAAGACAAAUUGAGUAAGAGUUGUAAUCAUAUUUAUUGGAGUGUUGUAAAAGUGACCAGGGAUCUGGGAUUCAUAUUAACCGACAUUCUGGGCAUGUAUUUACAGGCAGACAUUUACAGUGCUGCCUGGGGAGGAGAGGUCCGGGGCUGGGAGCGUGUGGUCUGAACCAUUGGUUGGUGCAGUCUCAGACCACAGUAAUGGCUCCUUUUGUGGUCAGGCACUCACUGAAGAGUCUGAGCACAGCUGCCCGUACUACCAACCUGCAUGCUGAUUUAGUGGACCCACUGCAAGGGAGCAGUUACUGUGUUUUUUUUCCUCAGAGUUGCAGACCUUAUACUCUGACACUGGACCACAAGGGACUUUAACCCAUAGGAGUCCUAGCACAUAAUGUAUGUGGUGUGUGCUGGCUGUGUGUAAUGUGUAUGAAAGUGGUGUGUGUUAGCUAUGUGUCACAUAUAGUAGAGAUAGCUAGUAUACACACCACAUCCACGGACACCUCAAAUCUGUAAUGAUUUUGUGUCAGAUUGGGCCACCACCUUAGUCCCUUGGACAGAUGUUUAAAAAAUAAAUAAUAAUAAUAGAUUUGUUGCCAAACACCCUGAUUUAAUUUUUAUAUGUAUUUUUCCCCUUUUCUUUUAUAGUACGUAUUUGCUUGAGUAUAGAAGACAUCCAAAAUUAGGGUUACUGGAAAAAAAAGAGAAAAAAGUGACAGAAAAUUAAUAAAUCUGUGUUUCUGGAAAAAUGACAUGUAUUAAAUUAAUGACGGUUGAGGUGCAAAAAAAGAAACAGAAUAAAAAAAUCAAACAGAUUAAAAAAAAAUGUGUCAAAAAUUAGACCUAAAGUAACAGUGACACUUUGAUAAUUAUCUCCUACAGACUGUUUCCUGUAAUUUUAUCGCCACCUGUGAAAACAGGCAGGUGUCAUCAAUGCCUUAGUGCAGUCUCUUGUAAACAACUCCAUGAAUAUUGUGUACACACAGUAUGGCAGCCACAGAUAAUGCCACACCAAGAAAUAUCUUAGUGGGCUAGUCCAGGAGAGCAUUGAGAUUGUGGGCCACCAACCCAAGUCUAAUCCUAUACUGUGCUGGGCUAGAGACCCUGCACAAAUCCUGCUUGCCGUCUCACUGCCGUAUUCUGCCAACAGACAUCCCAACAGACCUGCUACUCUAAUCUGCAGAAGAAUGGAUUAAUGACUGUAUAAUAAUGGCGCAUUGGUCCGUAGACCUCCCAUCAUUGCAAGAAGGAAGUCUGUCUUUACAGCUUUGGAGUCCUUUUUAUUUUUAUUUUUUUUAUAUGCUUAAAAAUCUGUUUAGUAAUUGGAUAAUUUUUGCACACACCUCGCCAUGUCUGUUGAUUGGCAGUUUCGGCUACAGUGGAACACUAGAAAUGGAAAAUGGGUGCUUUUGCUUACACAAUAGUGAGAAAAUGACAAAUCGAGCAACGGCAAUUAAUAGAAUUGAUUAUGUGAUACUAAUGUUCUUCAUUAAUCCAGCCAGCAAUGUUACAGCACACAUUGGAAAUCAGGCCAUUUAGUGACUUGUCACAUAUGAUGAGCCUGGCUGACUGACUCAUUUCUGGUAAAGCAGGGAUCCUAGCAGAUCUGGCUUAGUGCAUGUUCUUGGAAGGUCAAAGGGUCAAAUCCUACUUAGUCAGCAAAAUGCUGGUUCCUGGAAAAGUCACAUGAUCUCCAGAAUAAGGCUGUUUGUAUGAUCUCCGUUCUAUAGGACUGGGACGCUGCUUGUAGGAAAUCAUCAUAAGGGUGUUUUUCUUGCUUGAUCUCGUUUGAACUAUUUUAUGACAUCACAUGUUGUACAGUGAGAGGUUGCGGGCCCUGUGGGGAGUGCACUUUGGGUCAUUUGGAUUAAGAGCCGUAGCAAUGUCUCCCCACCCGAAGAUUAGAGAGUGUGGGAGGGAGACCCAAUGCAGCUAUAUUAGAGGAGCACAAACAAUGAGCCAGUUUAGAGUUAAAGAGAUAUGAAUAGUUAUUUCAGUGCAUGUUCAUGUAAUGUAAUGUAUACAUUUAUUGUGUCACUUGUGUGAUUAAAUGCACUUACUUGAAUUUGAGUUGAGAUUUCUACAUCUGAUUCAUUCUACUGAGCUGCAGAUCAUCAGAUCCCUCCAGAAAUAUUGACCUUUUUUUAUAUUCCUUAGCAUCAAUUUAUUCGGUGAUAUACUGGAUUAUUACAGAAGUACUUCUUCUCUCAUGCUCCUGUGGAGAGGAAUAAAAAAAAACAAAAACAUAUUAGUCCAACUGCAAAGACCGCAACACAAUGCAGCGUUUCCCUGUAAAGAGCAAACAGAGCGUCUAUAAUAUGUGUCUGCAGAUAGGCAUAGAUUGGGAGUACUUCUUUAUUAACAUUACCGACAUCUGCAGUGUAAGAGGGAAGUAAAACUUGCUUUAGUGCUACAUUGUGAAAGAGGAAUUGCCAGCAGCAAAUAAACAUAUAGUAUUUCAGUCCUUUAACCUUUUAGUACCUGCAGUGUGCAGUGCUUCAUGCUCACAUGUGACAUUUAAAGAAUUAACAUCGUACAAAGUCUCUUGCUAUUAACUUCUGCGAUGAGUCUCAUUCCAGCUGUCCUUUGAGAUGUUGAUCUUUGGAUAGUCUGUAUUAAAAGAGCAAUACCGUUUCCUGUCCAAAACAUUGAUUCCUGGUAUAAUAGCUUUAAAAAAAAAAAUGUUUCUAGCAUUCAUAUAUAAUAUUCUUCGACAUCCCAUUGGCUUAGGUUUAUCAAUGCCCAGAGAUAACUUGUUGCAUUUUAAAAAUAUAUAUAUAUAUGAUUUAGCAGAUGUAAGUGCCACUUACUGAACAUGUUAUGAAACUAAACAUGGGAACAUUCCAAACAUUGUAGUGUGCUGUAGUGGUUAUGGUGCCAGGAGUCAUUAAUGUAACUCGUCAGUUUGACUUCUAACCUGGGAUCUGUAGGUCGCCAGUACCUGCCUUUUUACAGUCAGAAAUGAGAGGUGAAAACUCCUGCUAGGAACUUCUGUUGGCUCUCUUGAGCUAAGCCCAGCUCAUUGGCUGAAACUCAGCUGAUCCCUCUCAGCCAAUGGGCUUUGCUCGUGAAGAGACCUUGUGGCUAUAAUGAGGCAGGGAGCGCGGCUCUUGGCAGACCCCAGGUAAGAAGUUGGUCCAUUAGAAGUCUAUUGUCGAGGGUUUCUUUUUAUCAAGUCUCAAAAACCUAGGAUGACCAAAGUUAGCCAUAAAUUAAGAUGGCUCUGAAUGCAAUCUGGUUAUAUCUUUAGAUACUUUAGUAGAUUAGAGGUACCAACUGGUAACAGGUUUAUUGGUAAAGGCAUAGUGUAUUGGGAAGACUCGCUGGCUGGUGUCUGAUGUUAGGAUGGUGUGGCCUUUUUGUAACAGGAAUCUGGCCCUUGCAUGCUAUUAUCUGAAGAUUCCAGGGCAGGGCCAUUGUGUGUUGCUAGAAUUUAUAUUAUCCCUCCAUUGUAUUAUAUGUGGUUGAAUUGCCUUGUUUGAGAGAACAAUUUGUAGUUCAGUUUAAGGCAGGUACAAUUAUUGUUCCUAUCUUAAAGUUUGGUUCUAGAAAACCAGAGCUGAACAUUUAUAGAUCUAAAAUCCCUUAAAGGAACACCCCAAGCACCAUAACAACUACAGUUUGCUGUAAUACCCACUACAUGUAGUGGUCAAGAAGGUUUAGAAAGGACCUUGGGUACACCGAGCGCUGACCCCCACCUAUCACUAUGGCCUACAGGAGAGCUGGAAUCCUCGCAAUGCAGUGUUUAACUCAUGGGUUGAGAACAAUCAGCUGACUCUAAGUAAGAGAGCUAACCCUGAGAGAGCUAAUGGAAGCUUCCAGGUCUUGUAGCUGAGAAAAGGCUGGGAAUGGACCCAGGUCAUGACAUGAAAAGCCCAGAGCUAUUUCUAAUUAUAUAUUAUUUUUUUUUUAAAUUUAAUUUUGAAUAUUUUCUCUAAAAAUCUGUGCAUGUACUUCUUCCCUGGUUCCGAAGAUUACCUCCUAACUUAGUGUGCCUAAAUCUUACAUUCUUCGAAUAUGUCUGUUCCUGGCUUAUUGCAUAACCAGGAAAUAAAUGCUUCAUAUAUUGGUUAGCCGAAAUUAAAACCAUUUUUUUGCUCACAAUUACUGAAAGCUCCCACCCCCUUGUUUGUUUGUUUGUUUGUUUAUUUAUGUUUUAAUCCAUGCUGUUGCACCUAUGGCUUCUAAGGGGUCAGUUUAGGCCAGGCUUUCCCCAAACUCUGGCCCUCCAGAUGUUGCUGAACUACAACUCCCAUGAUUCUCAGCCUGUUUAUUUCAUUCAUAGAAGCAUGGGAGUUGCUGUUCAGCAACAUCUGGAGGGCCGGAGUUUGGGGAAGCCUGGUUUAGGCUUUGCAGUGUGGUUUUCAUGUUACAUUUUCUGGUGAAUGAGCAUUGAUUGCUGUCCUUAAUAGAUUACAACUUCGUCUGGCACAGACAGUGCAGUGUCACACCAAGCUGCUGUUUAAUCAGGAUCUCCUGCUGCACAGUACAGUGAUUUAAGCCAAGAGUCAAUCCUGUCCAAGAGCAUGUGGAAUAGACAGAAACAACAUGCCCAGUUUAGAACUCUGUAUCCAAUCCAAUGGUUAUUUACAAAUGCCUUUGUCACAUGCAGCCAUUGAAAUUGGACACCUUCUUACAUUUUUGGCACACAUUAUAUUACUGUAGUAUGUGACCUCCUUGGUUGUGACUUUAACCAAGGAUACUGUGGCAUACUUGGUAACUAUGAUCUUUGAUUCUAACUGAAUAUAUUCUUAUGGGUAGUGAAAAUCAAAAUUUAAAAAAUCUGAAGCGGAGGGCAGUGUCUGGAGGAGUGUCAUAACGUAGAUGGAUUUUAGCUAGCUAACUGCUAGUGAGGAGAGGAUCAAAACACAAAAUGAAGAGUUGUAUUCUAACUGAUAUGUAGCAUGGUUAUGGUAGCUUUUUGUUUCCCGUCGCUAACCCAGACACCGCAGGGGCAGACUGGCAGUGAGAUUUUCUUCUUUUUUUUUUUUUUUUUUACCUGUAAAGGCUAACUCCAACCCUUUUUAAUAAAUUAGUUUUUAUUUAUUUAUUUAUUUAUUUAAAUCUGCAUUUGGUAUUAGGUCUCUCUUAAAAUCCUGUAAAAGGAAGAAUACAUUUACAUGGAAUACAGUGCCCAGCGAAGCUCUCCAUGCUGGUUUCCAUGCCCGUCUGACGUCGCAGCCUCCCUCUCCUUGAUCCAAUCAAGUGCUUUUCAUAGAAAAGCAUUUUCUCCUGGCUCAGAGUUCCUGCACAUGCACUGGGAGGGGAGGCAGUCAUUGUCUUGGAAUGACCAUUGCAUGUGAUCAUUAUCACAGUACUCAUCCUGUCAGCUGCACAUACUAAUGCUUUUGUAUGAUUUACACAUUGUGUGCACAGAUUAGUUUAAAAAUAUAGCUGAUCGCUGUCAGUCAAUAAGCGUAGUACUGCAUUGUAAGGUUCAGCUAAGGUGAGUUAAUAAAUGCUCCUGCUUAGGAACUUCCAGUCCUCCAGCAUUGGUAGUGGAGGCUUAGGGUGGAUCCCAGGUACAAAGUGAACCCGUUCAAAAAUUGGUUUGACUCCUUACAAAGAAGGGGGAACACUUGGGCACAAUAAACCAAUACGAACUGUAGUCGUUAUAGUGCUUGGGGUGCUUUCAUUUUGCAGGUGAUACUUCCGGUUUCAGUGCAGCUUCUUGCCAAUUAAGAACCUAGGAACCUUUCAUAUGGAAUUGAGCAGACACAAGCAGAAGCUCUUUGACAGAAAGCCAGAUCAUUUCUAGAUAAUGAGUUAAAUAUCUGGGCAUUAUGAACUUGUAAUUUAUUUUACUGCUCAAAGAUAUGUUUUUUUUUGUUUGUUUUUUUUCACUCAAUAUAAAUGUUGCUUUUUUAAUUUUCAUUUUUUUAAUUGGCUUCUUUAAUGUUAAAGAAAUUCUUUUCUUGCGGAAUGAAAUAAGCAAAGCUGAUUUAUGGGAGCUGUGACCGACAUUGUGACCUCGUGGUCUCUGUACUAUUGCCAAGCCAAAGUGGUUAAGGGGUGGACAUAAACUCAGAUGGUCUGCAUAAAUUAUUGGCUACCACAAACGCAAAAACUGUCUUUGGGAAAAUGUUAAUGAGAAAUUCAAAUUAUCAAACACGACGUCUGCAAUUCACCUUUUUUUUUUCCAUUUAUAAUAAUUUUAUUUAUUUUUUUUAUUCAAAUUUUGCUAGAGACUUCAAGGAAUCCUCUAAAACUCCAGAAAAAAAAAAACAUGUUGAGAAUAUAAAAAAAUCCAGAAAAAUAACAAAUUUACAGUUAUUAUACAAAACAUAACAGUGUAGACAACGACACAGUACACCUUUUUAUUUGUACAACAACUCCUGUGAUGCUGUGUCAGCCUUAAAGCACAGUCUUGGGGAAUCUGACAUUUAACAAGGACAUGACUUGCUAGAGUUCUUAAAGCAUCUGCCAUUGUUUAUGUGUACAUGUGCUUGCCAUGGACAGCUAAUCCCCACCACUCCUCCUGUGUUUACAGUGCCCUAGUUUGGUUGUAGAGCCAGCAUGAAAGGUGAAGGUGUGGCCUGAUGGAAACAGGACAAAGGGAGGGGCACAGUGAGGAUGCACAAAUGGUGUGCUGUUCCCUUAUUUACCCAACUGGGCCAAACCAAUUAAUCUUGUAUGCCUGUGUAACCUGCACCUCCCUGUCCUUACCACUGUUUAAGAUUACCCUUAACAAAUUGUGUAUUGCCAGGUCACAGAAUGGACUUUAAACUACUUUAAAUCCUUAAGGAACUUAAACAGAACAUCAGCAUGCAAUGGUAAUCCAUUCAGACUUUUUUGCAAACUUUUAUUUUUCUCUAUAUGUGAAAAGUUGUCACAAUUUGCGAAAAAAAGGAAUAAAAGAAAAAUGGGUUUGUAAAGGAUAUUUUGUGAAUGCUUUUAUUUAUAUGGGAUUAUUCAGGUUCAUUCUGACUUGUUGUUAUUCUCUCUCUCUCUCUUUCUAUAUAUAUAUAUUUUCUGCUUUGUUUUCCAUCUCCCACAAUGUCACAGAGGAGGCAUGGCCUCCUCUAUCGCUGUCCACUCCAAUGCUGCUCAUAGAGGAGCAUUGGGGGACAUAAUGCACUUAUGGCGAGCGCCGCACGCGCAUUCAUAGCAUUGAAUGCAUGCUUUCCCAUGGGGGCCUCCGCAGUGCCUGACCGAGCUUGUCAUUUCUGCGGAGGCCCCUCUAGAGGCUCUUCUACUUGCAGGGUUAAAAGGACAGAGGCACUGCAACCAGACCAUUCCAUUAAGAUGAAGUGGUCUGGAUGACUAUAGUGGCCCUGUAAUUAUGGUAAAUUACUCCCCGCCCGGUAAGUUUAACCCCUUCCUCUCCAUCCAGCUCGGUGGGAGGGGGACCCUGAGGGUGAGGGCACCCUCAGGGCACUAUAGUGCCAGGAAAACGAGUAUGUUUUCCUUGCACUAUAGUGGUCCUUUAACAUUUUUGUACUUCAUACAUUCUAAAUGAACACAUCUGUUUAAUUCCAAGUAUCUUUUUCUGCUGCCACGGCAACAAAAUGGAUACAGCCUGUCACAGCCGUCUCAGUGUAUUAGCUAGUUACUUUCUAGAAUUAAGGAGGAUUGUCACCUUUGAGCUGGUGACAGUUCUGUUUUCAGUCACCCCAGUAAAAGCUGAUGAAGCGUUUACGGUUUGAGGAGUGCAGGGGAGGGAACUGCUUACCUCUGAGGCACUUCUGGGUAUUAGAACAGAUUUCUCCAUUGCUCUCAGCCCUUUUCUAAAAGGACCACUAAAUGCAUCCGGACCACUUUGUCUCAGUUAAGUAGUCUGGGUGCAGUGACCCUGUUCUUUUAACCCUGUAUUGUAAACCACUGCAGUUUUUCAGAAACUGCAAUGUUUCUAUUGCAGGGUUAAAUCUGCCUCUAGUGGCUGUGUUCCUGACAGCCACUACUGCACUGACUGAGUGAAGCUCGGCAACGUGAUGCGUAAGCUCAUAGGAAAGCACUGGAUUCAAAGCAUGGAUUCAUGCAUGGUGCCCGCUGCGCAUGCACGUCAGGUCUGCAAUGCUCCACUAUAAGGAACAUUGGAUUGGACCAUCGCUGGAGGAUACCAUGCCUGCUCAGUGACAUUGUAGGAGGUGUAGAGGUGUGCCAAAAAUAAAUAUAAGUAAAAACUUAAAAUUUUUAUUGCAACGAGGGGGAGGGACACCUAUAUAUAACUAGGGACCAGGGCACUAUAGGUCUAGGAAUGCAGGUUUGUAUUCAGUAUGUGCAUUACUCCCAUGAUGCGUAUGUCCACAGGUCUAGCAUCAUGUGAUUACAGAUAUUUACAUUAUAUGCCAGGCUAUGCCUGCCUUGAAGACGCAUUGUGUAUAUCAAGGAUUAAUUAAAAUAGAAGAAAAGAAAAAAUGAACUAACACAGCCUGUAGCUAACUUUUAAAUGGCUAAAAUGAUUUAUCCUUAACAAAAGUAUUGCAAUCUUUCAAUAUGUGAUCUAAUUAAAAAAAAAAAAUACAUCCACUUAUUUGCAGGCCUUAGGAAUCCUAUAUGACUAGGCGAUUUGUUGCUGUUACAUCAGAGAAGGUUGAUCAACACCUUUUUCAAAGGCCAACUUAAUUAAAAAAGAAUAAGACCUGGUGUUCAUAGCAACUCUUUGCAAAGCUCUUGGGAAGCGCUUUCCAAAUCUCUUGGAAAAGUUGUGUUGCAAGUACACGCUAGACCCAUUAUGAACAGUCUUUCCUAUGUGUGUGAGAAGCAUAUCAUUUCCGUAUUCAGGGCAUGGAGUCUGUCAUGUCUUGACUUACUCUGUGUGUGUUCACUGCGAUUGUAGAGACAGGAGCAGAAGUGUAAAAGAGGUUGCAAAGUGCAGGAGGAAACAGAGGUGAUGAGUGAUGACAUUGAGCAUAGGGCCUAAGAACACUGAUUUCUGAUGUUGCUAAUGUAAUCUGAAAGACCUACCAGCUAUGCCAGGAUCUGCUGGAAAUUGGCAAAAUAAAUCAGCAAUAUUCUAUAUGUGCAAUCCAAUUACAUUUCACAUUUAUGGUUAUACGGACAUAAAGGGCUCAAUAAUCCACCAGUAGACUUCGUCUUGGUAAAGAAAAUCCUUUUAGUGGAGUAGGAAGGGAUACAGUCUGUUCCCAAUAAUUCAUCCUGUUUUGCCAAUAACAGAAAUAACUGCAGUAAUAAUCAGAAUAUAAAUAAUUUUACUCUUAGUGUGUAUUGUGGAACGUAAGGACCAAGGGAAAGAUUUAAGUAAGGGUGCUGCUUCAUUACUUAAUAAUAAUUUAUAAUGCACUAACAUGUCCAGCAGUGGCAGUGCUGUACAAAUAUAUGUAAAACUUUUUUUUUUUUUUUAAGAAAAUCUGGUUUUGUGCACAAAGAUCUUUUGAAAUUUGAGUAACAUGCACUAUAUGUUUGCUUUGGUAAUCAUUAUUGCCUCAUACAUAUUAAACGUAGCCAUCACACAUUGCACAGUUCAGGUACCACAUAACAGGCAUUUCAGUAAAUAUAGAUGAUAAAUAUAGAUGGUUGCUGCAAAAAUAAAUACCAUACAGGUAAUGCAGAAAACUGGUUAAGUGACCCUGUCUAUAAAGGAUGCACAUUGAUCUCUGGCCAAAAUCAGUAAUCUGUUUAAUUUAUUUAAAAAAAAUGAAACUUAGAAAGUACACGUGCACACAAAUGAAAUACAUGUUUUUUUUUUACAUUUUUUUCUUCUUCCUGCGAUUGUGUUAAUUGUUUUGAAUUUUAUUUUUGCGCUAAUCCGAACCUAUAGGGCAAGUUUUUUGCGGCAACCUCUAGGUGGUAAUUGAGUGUUAAACUUUUUUUUUUUUUCUUUAAACAAAAAAUGAAAUCCCUACAACCCCCUUUUUAAAAUUCUUACUAAUAUUUAAUCUGUUUCUGGUUUCAAGAAUGUCUUUCACUUUAAAUCCUUAAAGAAUGUGUGCUGUUUCCUUCUGAAACACUUGCCCAAGGAUAUAAGUCAGUGGACUGGCACAUGAGUCAUUCAGUGUAUGUGCCACUUUCCAGGGUUGGAGGAGGUGAGGCAUGGCAGGAAGAAGGACCUGCAUACAAAAACGAAAUGCUUUUAAAAUGUGUUCUGGCUGUAAAACUGGACCAAACUGACAGGGAUAUUCACUAACCUAUAAAUUGCAGCAAAUUUUAGAAUUGCAAUUGCAAAAUGCAGGCUACAAUUAAAACUUGACUUAGUCGAGUUGAAAUGCUUUUCCAAUUAACAAUGUUUGCCUAAAUUUUUAGAUUCAUAUUUCAGUAAUGAUAGCUCACCCUGUAAAGCAGCAGAUAUGGUUUUCUUUGUCGUCUGGAGUAUGCUACUAUGUAUUUUAUCUCCUAGCGUAGAUGAACGCUUAAAGCACCAUAACUGCAACAGCACUCUGCAGUAAUGUUGCUAGGAAGACCCUGGUCCCUUCCUCCCCCAUUUUAAGUAGUUGAAUCAUACUUAUCCAGGGUUCACAGGAACUUAGGAGCUUCCAGUAGCUCAGACAGAGAGGCACUCAAGGCAGUACCAUCAUCACUAUGACACUCUGUAGUGGUUAUAGUGCUUGGAUUGUCCCUUUUAAUUAUGGCCAUUAUAGGAAGCUGAGUACCCCAUUUUUAGCUCUUCAUAAUAUUGACAUCAAUGUCACUUGCCAAUUUGUAUGGCUGUGCUGUAUGAACAUUAUAUUUAGCAAAAGAUGUUUCAGAUGACAUAAUCUGGCCUAUCCUAGUUUUUUAUGGCGUUUGUAUAACAUUACGUGACAUUUAAAGGGACACUCCAGACCCCUAAAGCACUUUAGCUUGUUGAAAUUCUUUGUCUGUGAAGAGUGUUUGUUUUUUUUUUAAUUUUAUUUUUUUUUUAAAUAAAAUAAAUGCAGAUUUUAGUAGAAUAUGGCAUUUUUAGAAAUCAUCUUUGUUACACCCCCAUGGCUGUCAGACACCUGGUCCUGUUACGUCUUGGUUGUCUAGCUCAGUGGAGCUAAACUCAAGAGGCACUUAAUUUUUUAUAGUUUUUUCUUAUUUGGGCAGUGGAGUGUACCUUUAACUCUAUAUUUGAACUUUUCCUUUCCUAACAGAAUAAAACAUUAUAACACCGUUAUACUAGUUGAAUAUCUUAAAAUAGAUUUUAUUUGAAUAUGCAUGCAUCUAUUUAGGCUGCAAUUGCCCCCAGCCGGGUGGUAGUCAAUCAAAGGCAGCUACUCCAGUGAGUGUCCAUUGUUUUGCUGAAAACCUGUACAGAGGUCUUUGGAUCAUUUGUAGUGGGUGACAAUUGCUGGCCAUGGCAGUAAUCUCCAAUAAAAUGUAUAUGUGUCUUUUUCCUGAUUCUGCGUGCAGUCUAUUUUUAAGUUUCUUCUUGCUUUUUUAGGAAAUAGAACGGUCUUUUGAUUUUUACGUGAGUAUUCGUGACAUUGGCCAAUUGUGAUGUUUACUAAGUUCACAGGAAGGGAGUGUUGGGACGGAAUGCCUCAGUAAGAGACGCUUCAUCCAUAUUCCCUUAAUGUCAUACAGAAACAGCCCUUCCUACUUCCUUGUAAAACUCCGAUCUGUGACUUAAAAAGUUUUUUCACAGUCCAUAAAAUAUAUUGGAACACUGCAGAUUUUACUUGACCCUGUAAUGUAAAGCAAUUUCUAAAUGUGGCCAUCCUGCCUUUUUAUCCCACCCACUUUUAUUAAUAGUUGAAAGGCAUGGCUUUAUAACCAGUAAACCAGAUGUUUAACAUGAAUAAAUAUGUUUAGUUAUGGUAGCCUAUUAUUCAUAUAUAUUAGGUAUUAUAAAACUUGACUUUUGAAUUUGGAAUUUCAUUUUUACUGUAUGUCUGACAUUCCAAAAACUUAAGAGCCAUGAUCUAAAUCAGGCAUGUCAAACUCAAAGGCUAGCAAGGGCCAAAUAAACAAGGUUUAAGUUUAUGUGAGCCGCAAAAAAAACCAAAAACUAAAAUUUUCAUAGAAACGUAGGUUUAUUUUGAAAAGUACAGUAUAAAAAAAAAACCAGCGACCCCCUCAUCUACUAAAUCACAGUCCCCCACUCAUCUACUAAAUCCUAGUCCACCCCUCUACUAAACCACUGCCCCUGUUUAAAAAAAAAAGAAAAAAAAAAAAAAAAGAAACUGUAACGGAUCACCUGGCACCCCGACUGGGUACCUCCGUUGAAAGAUGCUCCUAGCGCUUCUUGAGGAUUCCAAGCACUCCAGCCGACACCAUAACCACCAUAGACUCCUUCAGAGAGCAAGACAGGAACAAGCUCUUACAAGAGCUCAGUGAUUAUAGCAAGGGAAUAUGCAGAGCAUAGCAAUCCCUUGUAGCAGAAUCCCCCAAUAAAAGACCGGACUCAGAUUGAGGGUGAAGUAGAACUGACUGUACUGGCACAUACAGCCUCUUUUAUUCACAAUCCACAAACAUAGUACUGCCCACAGGGUUUUGAAAUACAACCAAUCAAUCCGUACAAUACAGACAGACACUCCCACACAAAAUCCUCCACUCUGCCUGUGAUAUGAUUACUGAACACAAUGGUUAAUAUAAUUAUCACAGGCAGAGAAAUACAAUUUUUACAAAAUAUUAAUAACUUCAAAAAUAUACAUGCCACAAAAAUAAAAUUACAUAUUCGAACUCAGCACACUUUAAUUAUCAAAAUAUCCAAAAUUCAGCCAAUUCCAUACAGGGGUUAAAAAGUUAGCUGGAGGUCCCUUUUUGACCGACAUUUUCAUGCCCAAAACAGUUCCAUAGAUUUGGGCUGUGCGGUCGGUCUAUUUCAGGCUGAAAAAACGACUAAGUCCCAUCGCCGAAUGGGACUUAGUCUCUGCGACUGCAAAAUCAUUGUGGGAGAAGGUAAGGCUCAGCGGUGUUCGCAGAACUGUGUAGCCGAUAUCAGUUCCAUGAAUUUGGCUCCACACACCGCUGACCGCAUUGAAUAAAAAAAUAUGGCCACCGUCACGUGUUGGUUUGCACGAACUGCGGCCACCCAGCGUUCGGCAAUUUACCUACAGCAGGCUCCCAGCCUGGGAGGUAAAUUGCCUGCACACUUCCAGUUCUGGGUGGUCGGUCUGUGCAGUGAAUGGCUCGGUAAGCCCGAAUUACCGAACCAUAAGGGAAAAGGCCAUUUAAAAGUUAUUUCCAAAGUCUGGGGACAUUGGGGACACCAUCUUAAAGGGGCAGUGUCCCAAACACGUCUGGGGACACAGUUUUAAAGGGGCCUUGUCCCAAAUUUUCGCCAUGCCCCAAAAUGGUUCUUAAUGGGCUAGCAGCACCAUACAAAUCCAAUAUGCCCAAAUAUUGUACUUAAAGGGCCACAUCUUCUCGGGACCAUAAUCACUGGGUAGGAGGUGGGCCAGCAGCCCCCUCCAAGAAUACAUGGCAAACUCCGUUAAAGGGGCGAGUUUGCUACAAAAACAUUAGCCAACAAGCAGUGUCCGGAGUCCGGCCUCUGGUAUACCCCCAUUGACCCUAUCCGCACCCUAAAAAAGCGGAUCUUCCCGUUACUCCUUGAAACCCUUACACACCCUCACUGACACACACAGCCAGCCAUACACACACACACACACACACACACACACACACACAGUCAGCCAUACGCGCGCACACACAAACACAGCCAGCCAGCCAUACACGCGCACACACACAUACAUUUUCCCCCGACAAUUUUUUAAUUUAAAUCCACCCAGCCUCCCUACCUUUGGGAGAGUGGGGUGGAUUUCUUACCUGGGGUCUAGUGGAGCUGCUGGGCAGGAAGGCGAACAGGCAGCAAGGUAUCUGUGAUCUCCCUGCUCGGAUCCCUUGCGCGCCGCAGAGUGAUGCCUGGGGCCGGAGUGACGUCAUAUUCCGGCUCCCGGCGUCACUGCGGGCCGCAAGGGAGCUGAGCAGGGAGAGCUCAAAAUCAGCUCUCCCUCGCCGCAGGCUGCAAAGAUAUUCCUGAUGCCUGACAUGCCUGAUCUAAAUGGACUUGAAAAGUGUACAAACUAUGCGUUUAAAUCACAAAACAACAGCGUGUGACAUGUCUGUCUGUGUUUGAAUGUCAGAGUUUACCUUGAUCUAUUUAUAAUCGCAUUUGAAAAUGUUAAAAAAAGUGUAAACUUGUGCAAUAAAAUACUUUUUAUUUUAUUGCUACAGGAAGUCUGCAUAUUCUAAUGCACAGGAAGCUGCAAAUAGUUUAUUUCCAUCUGUAUGUUUUUGGUCACUGACCAUUAUUUAGAAUCAAAGCUAUAUUCUAUUUGACUUUAAGCAGUAUUCUGUUCUCUGUUUCUCAUGUAAAAUGCAAUAUAAGGCAAAUCUCACAAUGUUCUCAUACACAGUCUUAUUUUUGUGUGCUGUUUACUGUAAGGGACACUCCAAGUAUUAUACUAACUUUGUUACAACUGGCUUUGUGUGCCCAUAACCAAUUGUCAGAGACAAAUAACUUCAGUGCCUAUAGGUCCCUCCACAUUAGCACAUUAGCAACAUUAUUUGAGACAAGAGUCAGUUCUCUCUGCUUAUGCUGCAUCCAGUGCCUUUAUCCCUAGCUCUUUAUAGGUAGUGUCUCUUCUCCCCACCCACCUUUUGUAAUAAAAGUUUAAUAAAUAAAAUAUUUACUUUUUUCAACUCCUAAGAAUACUUCAGUGCUGCUUAGCUCUCCGCCUCCCAUGACGUCUUAUUCCAACCCAAAGUUCCUUAUAGUGGAGCAUGGGGGUAUCCAAGCUUUCUCUUAGGAAAGCAUUGAAUGUAUGCUUUCUUAUGGGGGCUUCUGCGUCAUGUGACCAUUUUUAUGCUCAGUGCCACUAAGCAUCUCUAGUGACUUUCAUUACAACAGGCCCUAGAGGAGAAUUUAACCCUGUAGUGUGAACAUUGUAUUUUCUUUAUAACUGCAAUGUUUUACCUUGAAUGGUUAAAAGGAAGUGACCACUGCUCCCAGUCUACUUCGUUGAGAUGAAGUGGCCUGGGUGACUUUAGUGGUCCUCUAAAGCGGCAUUGUCGCCAUCUGAGGACUUUGCAGAAUUUGCAGAGACUCCUGGCUGUGACAUAGCUACUGGUGGUCCAGUGCCUGCGGAAGGGCAGGUAAAGGUGAGAUUUACUUACCUGAAUCUGCCCCUCACAGGCAAGGCCGUCUUCCUCCAACUGGUCCUUUUUCAGCUCCUGGCGCUUAAGCAUAUCUCUUUAUUUCUCAGUGCCUCUUUAAAGGGAUCCGAUAGUGCCAGAAAAACAAGCCCGUUUUCCUGGCAAUAUAGGCUCUUGGAGUGCCCUCCUCCCUCGGGGCCCCCCUCCCCUUCAGCCACUUACCUUAAUCCAGUGCCAGGCUCCCUCGGCACUGGUGACUUCUCCUCCCCUGCCGACGUCAGCUCCCGAGUGGAACCGAAUGCGCAAACGUGGCCAGAGGCAUGCGCAUUCAAUCCUGCCCAUAGGAAAAAACUCAAUGCUUUCCUAUGGGGAUCUUAUUUGACGCUGGACUCAAUGAGGACGUCCAGUGUCAAAUAAGUGUGAUUUACUCAGUGUAAAUCGUGGAAGCGCCUCUAGUGGCUGUCAGGGAGAGAGCCACUAGAGGCUGGAUUAACUCUGCAGUGUAAACAUAGCAGUUUUUCUGAAACUGCUAUGUUUUCAACUGCAGGGUUAAAACUAGGGGGACCUGGCACCCAGACCACUUCAUUGAGCUGAAGUGGUCUGGGUUCCUAUAGUGGUCCUUUAAUAUUAUUUAGUAAACUUUCUGUUACAUAGACCCAUGCUACUUGCAUCCACUCCAGCCAUCGUUUCAACUGCCCAUCCAACUGUGCUGGGAGAAUGGUUAGCAGACUGAUCAUUUGACAUAAAAAGCUUAAAAACUUUGUUGUCCAUGUAGAAUCCUGAGUCUUUGUUUGUCUAAAAUUAUUAAUACCAUAAUAUUUCAGUAUUCCAUUUUAAUACAACCUAUAUAACAUUUGUCUACAAAAAAAAGGAAAAGGCUGACGAUAAACUGUCCCAAUGUCCUAACCAGAUUUAAGCAUACUUGAUGUCUGCUUAUUACCAACUGCUUCCCGUUGUACAAGGCUACAGAAUAUAUUGAUGUCAUAUCAGUGUAAUCGAAAUUAAUUGAUUGUAACUCAUUUUGGGCACCUAUUAUUCCUACAUAUUAAACAUAUUUUGUCAAAAUUGUGUUGUUUUACCUAUUGUACAAUGUUGCAUAAUAUGUUGGCGCUAUAAUAAAUAAUUGUAAUAUAUGCUAUGUUAAUAUGACAGGGGAAAGGCUGCACUGUCACACUGCAUCGUGUUCUAUUUUCUAAGCAAGAAGAAUGACCAUGUGUUAUGUACUAGCAGAGAGACAGAAGGGAAUCUCUAAAUCUGUUCUUCCUACCACAUUCAGGUUACUAUGCCAAUGACUAAGUGUGCAUUGAAGUGUAUCGUUUCAAAUUUAAAUACGCAUUGCAUAUAAACUGUUCACAGAGCGGGGAUCUAGAAGGAUUGAGAUAUAGCAAAAUCAAUAGGACGAAAAAGCACAUUUGCUACUGCUUAGCUUGUUGGGGGCAUUAUUUGAGAAGCGUUAAGUAGGUCAGGGUUAUAUAACCUGAGAGUGGUCUGGGUGCCUGUAGUGUACCUUUAAGCCUAUUAUUUAAAACAGUGUUUUUGGUGUUUCUGAGAGGAGUAUGUUAAGUCGGGCAAAACUUGGACAAAGACGUCUAUGGCAUUUGUUUGGAGAGAGAUGUACUUAGUUUGGGUCUAACACUCUACUUUCUGCUGGAGACGUCAUAAUGAGAUGUUUCCGCUUGUACAGCAUGAUCAUAUAUUGCACAAUCACACUAUCCAGUUAAAGCCAGUGAGUACUAUGGUACAGCGUUAAGCAACCUUCGGCACUCUAGAUGAUGUGGACUACAUCUCCCAUGAUGUUUUUACAGCCAAAACAUUGGCAAAGCAUCAAGGGAGAUGUAGUCCACAACAUCUGGAGUGCCAAAGGUUGCCUAACCCUGGGGAGGAUAACACUAUGCAAAAUCAUCAAUGUUUUCUGAAGCACAAACUGCAGCUGAAUCCACAUAUACCCAAGUGCGGAACACUUCAAUGUAUGCUGACGUCAAAAAAUCUUCUGCAUGAACACAGGAACCUAAGUCAAACGCAAUAAUAGACAUCUGGGGCUAGUUGGGUGUCGGUAUCAUAGUCGGGACCUAUAUCGGAGACUCUUACCUUAGGUAGCUCUAAUUAGUUAUGAAAUGUCUAGCAUUGUUGAGUUUUGUUAAGUGUUAUAUUUUAUCUUUUAUGUGUGGACACGUACUGCCCACCAAAACAGAAACAGUGACACUGCACGGCACAAUAGAACCUUGACUUAACUUGUAAAACCGCUUAUCUUCUGUAUUAUGCAAUGUUAGCCUCAAUCACUAUUGGCCCCUGCGCGAGCCACUGUAUACUGCAAUGCCGUAAUAUGUGUCGAACCAAAAAUAAAGAAUUUUAAAAAAUAAAAAUAAUAAUCUUCUGCAUGGAUAAUAAACCAAAUGUCCUCUUCAUAACAACUUUAGAAUAGGGGGUGAGUUUAGGAUGCCAGGGUCCAGUGUAUGUUUUGUUCUUCUCCCCUCAAAUUAUUUUUUAAGGAUUCAUGAAUACAAUCUCUCUAUACUAUUGCUUUAGAUCAUUUUUGUUGCCAGAUAUUAUAAGCCUUUUUAGCAUUUCUCCAAAUAUUUUAGCAGUGUAAGAGUAUAUUAUCCUUAUUGUAUGAAAACAUUGGCAAUAGCACAAUGGAAACUACAACUGUUUUUUGAAGUGUACUUGAACUGACCUUUUUCUACAGCAUGUUGUGAAUAUAGCCGUUGUUAUGGAAAGACUUGAUCGUUUUGCCACCUGUAAACUAAAGUGGAAGGAAUGCAUUAAAAAGAUUACUUUUUAUUAACAGCAUUUCAUUUGUUUCCCUUUUUUUUAUUGUAGAUGAAAAUGACAAGGUUUUGCUGAAACAAGAGGAAGAGGAGGAAGAAGAGGAGGAUGAAAAAGACAAGAAGAGUGUAGCUAGAACGGACGAUUUAGUAAAUCAAGCGCCACCUGAUCCUGCCUCGCCUCCAGCCCCUGCACCCCCUCCACCCCCACCCCCACCUCUCCCAGCCCCUGUGGCCAUCAUUCCCCUCUCUGUAGUAACCAGCACUCCUCAACCAGUAGUCCAAAAACCUUUGUCACCCCCUGUAGUACAGCGUCACCCACCUGUGAUUAGCCCGCCUGUUCUCAACAAAGAAGUGCCCAUAGCUCCUGUCAUCCAACGACCUGCAGGCCCAAUGCUCCCGGACAUCAAAACAACCCCUCUCAGUAUAGGAAGCCCUAAGCAGCUGCACCAUUACCAGGCACCAGUGCUGGCAAUUACACACCAUCACCUAAUGCAGCAACAACAACCGCCGCAGCAGCCACACCAGCAGCCACACCAGCAGCAACCUAUACAACCCCAGCCUACAGCUCUACCGCACCCCCAUCAGCCACCUCCACCUCAGGCGUUGGGUGCCCUACGGCUUCCUACACUAGAUGAUGGAAGGCCGAAUGAACAGAGGAGAAGGCCUGGAGGGUAAGGCAUAAAAUGGGGGUUAUUAGGAGCCUUUUAGUGAGUAGCAGCCAUUAUUUUUCUGAUAAGAUCCGUUGACUGGGAACUAUUUUCAUAACUGAAUGUAAUUAUGAACUAUUAGAUGGAUAUGGGGGAAUAUAGUGAACAAACAAAAACAAGUUGGCAGAUUACCAUCGUAUCCCAUUCCAACGUAGAACACGUGUUUGUUUUUUAUAAUGUUAAUGUGUGAUGGGGUAUAAUAAUAAUAAUAAUACUUGUAUUGGACAAUAAUAAAGUGCAGCACUGUGCAAUUAUUUCUAUAGAAAAUGUAUUAGUUUGAAAAACCAAUGCAUAAUCAACAUAACCAAUGCAUAAACCUGCAUUUUGGCAGUAAAGUCUACCUAUUAACAUCGCAUGUCUCUGCACCUGUGUUAAGUGCAUUGGAUGAAAAAAAAUUGGACUACUGCAAAGAAAAGGGCUAAUUCUAAGGAAAAGUUCUAAAGGUGGAGCAGUUACUAAGAACAUUCUAUUGGUUUCCAUGGAGACUACUCCACUUUUAUAUCUUCGCCCCAGAAUUACUCUUUAUAGAUAACCCCUUGCGCAUUUUAGUUUUUCUCAGAGAGUAGAGUAAUUGAGAAGUGAUUCUGGGUUUUACCCUAGGGAUAAAUGGCUUAAUGUGACUUUCUUCCAAGAAUUAGUGGUUCUUUGUCUUUACAAUUUUUUUAAACACAGGCAAAUUAGGGAGUUUACAAUGACCUAAUGCACAUUUAUUUAGGAUAGUUGUUCACAUUGAAAUCUUGGGAAGCACUACUCCUACAGCUUUGGAAGAUAUCAACAUAACAGAAUAUUUUAAAAUGUGUAUUAAAGGACAACUCCAAAUAUCAGUUUAUUAAACAGAUUAUUGUAGUAGCUCUCUCCAAUUUAUAAUUGUUUGAAGGAAAAAAUGAAACCUCCCUUAAAGAAAUCUAGGAAAAGAACUUGCUCAUGAGCAUUACUGUUAAUUAAGUCCUUCUUUUUAAGCUUGUGUGCGUGUGAAAGACGUAGAUUGCGUGUUUGCAAUGUUUCUCACUUUCGUUUUUAAAAUUAACCUGCCAUGACAGACAGGUUCACUUAAUUUCAUUUAUAGCCUUAAGUAAUAAAUAUAUACUUUAUCAUUAAUGAUAUAUUUUAUUGCUUAAUUAGCUCUUAUCAAAUGCAUUACCUCUGCUCUAGUGCUGUUGCCACAAUGUUGGGUUAGUUUCUCUACAUUACUCUAAUGUAUUGCACAACCCCCAUUCCUCAUUCCUUCCUGACCCCCCAUCUUCAUGAUUUUUCCUGCAUUGGGAAAACGUCUAAAAUCAAGGUGUUCCUCUUAUGUCAUCAUCACCCAGCGCACGAGUGUUUCAAUGAAAUGACACCUGUCUCUUUGUUCCUAUAUAAAUAAAGGGGAGUGUGAGAUGCAAUCGCACCUCUUAAUAUUCAGAGCAACUACUGCAAGUUCGCUGUAGUUGCUGUGAGGAAGCUCAUUGGAACCACCAAGUUGAGGCAAAAAUAAUUUGACAUUUUGUUUAACUCUUAUUGAAAACUGCAAGACAAAACUAUUAGAAAAAUCAAUUUAAAUGACAAAAAAUACGAUUUAUCAGAUCAUCACAACCUUUUCAAAGCAUGUUUAGCAUCGAUCACUGAUGAUUGACUUUCACCUCACCCAGUAUAUUCGAUGGUAAUGAUUCUUGUGUAUUGUAUACAACUAAUUUUCUGCUAUUUCGUUUGUAUAGAUAAACGGAUAGUUUAGGUACUGUGACCACUUAAGCUUCUCUUAGGGUUAUUCACUGAAGCGACAAUUUCAGAGCUAAUUUCAAAGUGAAUUUCAAACUUUUUCUAAUUUGCCUAUUUUGGCCUACAUUUUAGAUUCACUUUGAUUUCUUAGCUGGAUGGUUUCUACAGGUAUAUGUAACUACUGGUUCUUUUAUUGACAGGAGAUCGGUUCUGCUUUAAAGCCUUUUUUCAGUCAGAUGUAAGGCUGCAGGGAGAGUGUCCUGGCACCAUAAUCGCCUGCCAGAGAGGUGUGGAUAUUAUAAGUGAUUGUUAUUUUUUUUAGUGUGUCCUUUUUAAAGUGGUCCUUUUUCUUUAUGUAUUAUCUAGCAGCCUGAAUUAAGACUUCAUUUUGUACAAGGUGCUGGUCUUUAGAUAAAAAUACUUAGUUGGAAAAGAUAAUGUCCAAUACAAUCAGACACCCACUAUCACUUUCUCUUUCACUUUGCAGAGAAAAUACUGUGCUUUAACCUUUGGAUGGAAGCUAAUCAUGCACUGUGCAUAAUAACUACAAAAACAAAACAACAAAACACUUACGCAAUUAUUUAAACAUAGACUACAUUAUCUUGAAGCCCGUAUUAAAUGAUCUUCAAAAUGCCAGCAGUAUAUUAAAAAGCAGCCACCCUAUUUGCUGAGCUCCUGUAUAUUUUUUAGAAGAUUUUAGGACCCAUAAUAAAGUGCAGCUACUGGCAAGUGAGAAUUUAGCUCCUAUGAGUAGAAAUUUACCACUGGUGAGUCUGCCAGGAGUCCUUUAGGAGUGCUGCGGCGAGUAACUUUAAAGGAACGCUAUAGCAUUAGGAAUACAAACCUUUUCUCCCUUGCAGGUCUAGUCUCCUCGGGAAGAAUCCAAUUAUUUUCUAACGCAUUGGGGAGGUUAAGGUGCAUGCACAGCAAAAUGCAGCGCUGCGCUAAUAAGAUGGUCCCUUUGAGCAUGUAUGGCACCAUCUUGACACCAAGAACUUGUACUGUUACCAGUGGCAAUCCCAUGUCAAGCAUUUGCAGUGAAACCUUGGUUGUCCUAGAAUAUCCAAAACAUAGGUUUGUUGGGAGUCCAGUAAGCAUAAAAUAAUGACAAUUUGACUGUUUGGCCUUCGUCAGGCCUUUGUUGUCCUGUCUGCAUCACAAAAAUUAUGCAGGCUUGUUUGUUUUCUUUUUGGCUCACUCUUGCGUCCUAAGUUAGGUCCGGUUGGUGCUUGGUUAUUUUGAUACUUGGGUGCUUCAUAAAUCUCAGCUGACUGCAUUCCUGCCUUUCGGUCCUCUCCUUUUUUACCUCACUUUCAGUAUCCUGCCUUCACACAUUGGUGUCUGAUCACCAGUAAUCAGUAUUCAGUAGACUUUGACUCUUUGCUGCUUGUCCACACCAUGCGACUAGACUUGACCAUGAUUUUGGUUCCGUUAUCUUUAGACUCCUUGGUUUUCUGGCCUUGGUCACAGAUCCCUCACAGAUUUAUUAUUUUUCCAUUGCUUGUCAAGUCCUCUGUGCUGUCACUCUCUCUUUUCAGGAGUUUAUCCCCAUUCCAGGUUUUCCAUGGAAGUACGGUAGUUUUUUUGUAUUGGUGUCCUCUACUCAGCUUGUGACUUCCUAUUGAACAAUUCAAAGAUGAAAAGUACGAUGGCCGUUACAUGGAGGUUGCAAGAUACCAGCACUAAUCAUUUGUAAUUCAGUUUUGCUAUAGCUAUAACAGUGUGUUGUGUCCUCUUCAGUAUGGUCCUUUUCAGCUGCUUUGAUGCAACAUCACUGCUGUAUUCUUGCACAUGCAAAAUCCGCAAGAUGCUCCAAAUGACAGUGAGGGCAGUAGCUCCAUCCAGUGUCAAGUAGUGUUGGGUGGAGGAUAAAUAUUGAGACAAAGUGUAUCUUUUAACUGUGUUGGAAUUAGAUACAAUAUGAGUAUUUCAUAAAGGUUUGUUUCCUUAAUGUGGUUUAGUCACCUUCUGGGGUCUGUGUAUAUUUUGCAAAGAUCCCCAGUGGUGACAAUGUUGCUUGGUGUGGGGUGACCUAUGCGUGCAGCAGAGGGGAGAUAAACUUGCCUGAUGCUGUUCCCUGGGCAACCCCACAAAAUUUCCUGGCAUAUGUGAGAGUACAACACUGAUGGCUAUGGAUUAGACCAUGGGGAUUCUCAAUAGAUAUUCUCUCACGAUGAGCACGUUAAUGUCUUCCUGUCCCAGUCGUUGCUAGUGAAGGUUGUGGGAAUUUGCAAACUGUGGCGGUGGUAUCUUUUUUAAAGGAUCACUAUAGGGUCAGGAACGCAAACGUGUAUUCCUGACCAUAUAGUGUUAAAACCACCAUCUAGCCCCCUGGGCCCCUAAUGCCUCCAUAAAUAUAGUAAAAAACUUACUGUAUUCAAGCCAGAAGCUGUAACUCUGCAUGCAGUUUGCCUAAAAAAAAACAAGCAGUCUGCUGACAUAAUCAGAAGUCGUAGCCUGAUCCAAUCACAAUGCUUCCCCAUAAGACUGGCUGAAACUGACAAAGAGGCAGAUCAGGGGCAGAGCCAGCAUGAUUCAAACACAGCCCUGGCCAAUCAGCUUCUCCUCAUAGAGAUUAAUUGAAUCAAUGAAUCUCUAUGAGGAAAUUUCAGUGUCUGCAUGCAGAGGGAGGAGACACUGAAUGUUUGGAUGCAUUUUAGGCAGCCAUGGCCCAGGAAGGAUCUCUAACAGACAUCUGAGGAGUGGCCAGUGAAGUUAUCACUAGGCUGUAAUGUAAACACUGCAUUUUCUCUGAAAAGACAGUGUUUACUGCAAAACGUCUGAAGGUAAUGGUUUUACUCACCAGAACAAAUUCAAUAAGCUGUAGUUAUGGUGACUAUAGUGUCCCUUUAAGUUUUGUUAACUGUUGGAGAAAUACAGAGCACAAAGUAGUCCCUACUUUGUCAUAUAUUUUGACUGGUUUAGAAUAUUAGUGGCAUUCCAACAGAGUUUAUGAGCAUUUCAUAUAGAUUUUUUUUUUCUUUAUGAAAUGCUCAAAUUUGGGGUGGGGGUAAAGGGAUCUGCCGCUUUUAAUGAUUCACAAUAUGAUGGUAUUUUGUAUGGGAAGCAUAUAACGUAGUACAAUACAGCAAUUCUAAAACUUUGGGAACAACUGUGCAACCCUGUGAAUAGCUUUCAGGCAAACAAGAAAAAUUAACUAGAACUAUUGAUAUUAGAACUAUUUUUGAUGCACCCAGUUAGCGAUUACAAUAAUGGCUAAAUGGCAGCAUUCCAGGAACACAACAAAGUAAUUUAGGGAUGAAAAACUGUAUUGUGAAAACACUCCUGUUAAAUUUAUAGACUAAUCUUGUGGAGCUUUCGUUGAAUAAAAACCUGAAUCUUCCUAUUAUUUUUUUUUUAUCCUACUUUAAGAACAGAUUGGUUUAGUUCGGUCAACUAUUGUAUGUUGUGGUUAAAGUUUUCUGAGGGAGGGAGUUAUGUUACCUUUUUGUACUUUCACUUUUCUAAAAUGAUUUUACCAGUAUCCAAAAACAAUUGUUGUGGUUUAGACAAUGCAGGCACCAUAACCAUUACAGUCCACUGUGGUGGUUAUGGUGCCAGGAGUCUCCUGGACCCAUCCCACCGCAAGUAAUCAGACUGUAUUUAAUUGGUUUGACACGUAUCUGGAUGCCUCGUAUCCGGCCUUCUUUUCUUAUAUAUCUAAAGCAGAUGUUCCCCUUCUGCAACAGAUAUAGCCCUAUAACUUUUGGCCCUAUUUGGUAAAAUGAAUUGACUGCUUGAUGUCAUUACUUAUAUCUACUUUAGAUAAAUUAAAAAAAGGAGGGUAUAACCGGGGGAACCUCAGGCAACCCACGUAAGUGUCAAAAUGGUCAAAAACAAUUUGACUGCUUUUCAUGUGAUGACUCCAAAGGACCCCUGACUCCAUAACCACUGCAGUAAGCUGUAUUGGUUAUUGUGACUAAACUACCCCUUUAAACAAAACAAGUUCUAACUGGUAAAAAUGGGCAGGGGUGGGGGGUUUAACAAAAUAAAUAAGUGUUUUUUGUUGUUGAAGGAAGCACUGCUAUUGGCACCUCUUGUGAAAUACACUACAAAAGAUGAAAACAAAAUAAGAAGCCCCUGUUGUGGCUGUGGAGACUGCCUAUAAACACACAGCCUUGGACAGCCAUAACCAACUUUGGCACUGCAGUUGUUAGGGAAUUACAUUUCCUUUAAUACACAUUUAGGCUGACAAGAAUGGGAAAUGUAGUUCACAAACAUCUGUAGUGCGUAUUGGUUCUUAUUGGCUAGAAAUUUACAAUAAUGGCACUGCUGCAAACAGGAAGCUUCACAAAACAGCCCAACUAGAGUCAAAGGAGAAGACAAUUCAACUCUAGCUGUUUUCCUUUUUUUUUCUUCACGAAACUCUGUUCCCUCCACGUCUGGAAGAAGUUGUCUUUUGGGGGGGAACAACAAUAUAUCAUUUCAUUUUACGAUUAACAAAUUACUUUAAAUGCACAUUAAUGCCUAUCCUGUUCGAAUUAUAUAAACUAAAGAAGGGGUUUGUGUUUCACCGAAUCCUAAAGUUCUCUUUUUUUUUUUUUUGGUUUUUUUUAUUUUUAUUUUUUUUUUCUUUGUGUGCAGGGCUGGUACCCGGGAAGUCCAUAAUAAAUUGGAGAAGAACAGGUGUGUAUAAAGCCCAGACCCUGUUUCUUGGAUAAACUCUUAAUUACCACUAUAUCAAAAAGAUGUACAUGGUAUGCCUCUGUUAGCUUUUUUUUAGUCAAUAGAAUUUAAAUCAGUAGGCAUGUCUCUGCCUAAGUUUUGCCGUUAUCUGUAGGUUAACACCUUCAGAGUAGUAUUAAAGUGAUGGGUAACCCCUAUCUCCCCUGUACACUACAAUCCAUAUGAUAUACCUAAGUGUACUGCAGGUUAAUGUAUUGGUUGCUUGAGCAUAUGAAACUUGUUUGCAAUUCAGCAAAUUUCUCUUGUCUUAAACGGGAUAAAAGCUAUUUUUUUAUUAUAGCAAUCCUAAUGCCUCUUUCAUUUAGCGCUGGAAGAAUUGCCAACAGCUUUCCUAGGAAAUUGGGUUUGGGCAACAGCAAUUCCAUUUAGGCAUUGAUAGCAUGCUUUCUGGAUUUUUGUGGCUAAGCUGUUUCUUGUCUUGUGGUUUUGUUUUUUUUUGUGUUAGAUUUUUUUUUCUUUUAUUCCACGAAUCUAUGUUCUGCUAACCUGGGUGAGAUGCUUUUUUUCUUUUGUUUUGUUUUUUUUUCUUUCUUUUUUUUUUUUUUUUUUUCUUAAUCUCAUGGUGUGAACAUACCCCAAAAAUCCAAGGCCAAAACUUGUGUUUUGGUUUUCUACCUGCAAAUUAUAGGUGGACAUGCAAUCUGGAACACCAGUAGCGUACCAAGUACUUUUCAUUCUGCCAGUCAAUGUUUUCAAUUAAAAGUGUUUUUUUUCCCAACUUCACUCGAGAUUUAUAAAUCGAAAUGAUGAAAGAAUUUGGACUUUGCCAAAAUAUUGUCAUGAAACUACUGUUUUGGUUCGUGGCAUUAAUCCCUGCCCAUGUUCGUCUGAGCUAUAAUCUUGACUGCUUUGUAUGAAGUCUUUAAUUUUAUAUGUUGCACAGCGAAAAAAAUCCUGUUAAUGGUUUUUGUUCUUUCUAUCCCUCUCCCCUUGUUUUGUGUACAGUAUAUGUAUGAACUCUUAAUCACUAAGCUUUCUGGGAUAGCUGACCUGCUUCUCUAUCCCAUAGGCGGGCACACCUAAAGGAAUGCUUUGAAACGUUGAAAAGAAACAUCCCCAAUGUGGAUGACAAGAAGACAUCGAACCUCAGCGUGCUACGAAGUGCUUUGAGAUAUAUCCAGGUAGGACUGUUACAUUUUUAAAGAUGUAGUGCAAAAGGUUGAUCCUCCGCUGUUGUCAAAGUACACUAUAGGCACGAAUACAAUUUUAGCUUAAUUAAGCAGUUUUAGAAACAUAGAAUGUGACGGCAGAUAAGAACCAUUCGGCCCAUCUAGUCUGCCCAAUUUUCUAAAUACUUUCAUUGGUCCCUGGCCUUUUCUUAUAUCUAGGAUAGCCUUAUGCCUAUCCCACGCAUGCUUAAAAUCCUUCACUGUGUUAACCUCUACAACUUCAGCUGGAAGGCUAUUCCAUGCAUCCACUACCCUCUCAGUAAAGUAAUACUUCAUGAUAUUAUUUUUAAACCUUUGCUCUCUAAUUUAAGACGAUGUUGUGGUAGUCUCCUCCUUUACUGUGUUGAUUCCUUUAUGUAUUUAAAUGUUUCUAUUAUAUCUCCCCUGUCUCGUCUUUCCUCCAAGCUACACAUGUUAAGAUCCUUUAACCUUUCCGGGUAUGUUUUAUCCUGCAAUCCAUGAACCAGUCCAGUAACCCUUCUCUGAACGCUCUCUGAAGUAUCAAUAUCCUUCUGGAGAUACGGUCUCCAGUACUGCGUACAAUACUCCAAGUGAGGUCUCACCAGUGUUCUGCACAAUGGCAUGAGCACUUCCCUCUUUCUACUGCUAAUACCUCUCCCUAUACAACCAAGCAUUCUGCUAGUGCAACUUUUAAAUAAUCCCAUUUCUCUUGGACUCCAUUUAAAUUGCUCCAGUCUGAUAAUGACUCCUUUACACAUAUUUUAAUUUUAGAAAAGUCUGUUUUUCUAAAGUCUAAAACUUUUGUUUUUGUGUGGUGUGACUCAGUCAUUGUUCUUUGGUACAUAGUUUGUGCAGUGAGCCUGCAGGGGCAUGAUAUAGACCAGGGGUAGGCAACCUUUUAGCAGUACUGUGCCAAAAUAAGAUUGUGAUGUCCCGUAGCGUGCCGGUCCUAUAUUUUUAAAUUGAAGUGUGUAUGUUGCCGUAUUCUGCUUGUGUUAUUUAUACUGCAGUUGCUUUGCACUGUUGUAUUUGUGCAUAUGUGGAGUGUUAUAUUGUAUAUGUUCAUUAGUAGUUUGUGGUAUUAUUGUGUAUGAUACCUAUGUAUGGGGGCUGCUUGAUAAAUUGAGUGUGUUGAUGGACAUGUCACAUUGUGUGUUUGGUGGAGUGUGUAUGUGAGAGGUGUGAAUGUAUAUGGAUUGUUAGUGGUGGUGUGUUUGUGCUGACUUUGUGUGUGAGCUGUUCGUAUUAUUUGUAUGAGGGGAGGGUUAUUCUGCAUCUCUGUGUAUAUCUAGCUGUGUGGGUGGCUUCCCUGGGUUCCAGUGGGGACCGUGCUGGCCAGGUACAGGUCAAUGGCAGGAAAUGCGAUAGCUGCUCCUCUACUCCAGUGCAGAUUCCCAUUCACAAGUGUUGGAAUAAGUUAUUUGAGAUCAUUUGCUCUACGUGCUGCAAUGCAGAAAUUGAUAAUUGUCCCUCACCACCUUUUCGCAUUAGCAGAUAUCUGAAGUUCCAGGCCAGAGAGGCUUGUUUAGCUCUAGCAGCCUUGAGUGCCGUGCAAAGAUAUACCUUGAGUGCUGGGCAUGGCACACAUGCCAUUGGUUGCCUACCCCUGAUAUAGACACACAAUUUUCUUCAUUAAGCUAAAGUUGUUUUGAUGCCUAUAGAAUCCCUUUAAAGCAGAGUUUUUUUAGUUUAAAAAAAUAAAUAUAUAUAUAUAUAUUUAUUUAUUUUUAUUAUUUUUUUUAAUUAUUGCUAUUAUUAUUAUUUUUUUUAAAUGUAACUAUUGCUCCCUGACAUAUUUAAUGUGUAACCUUACGCUUUCAAUGCUUGAUUAGCUUUAAAAAUCUUAUAUCACCCAAUAAUCUAUUACCAGAAAAAAGAAUAGCGACUAUGAAUACAGAAUAAAACAGUAAACUUGAGGUGCUAAACUUAGGGAAACUCCAGAUUUAUCUAAACAAUGUUAUAGAUGUCAGUCUACCUGAUGAGAAGCUAAUUAUAUUACAGCAAUUUUGGAUAAUCCUCCAAACUACCACCUAUUUAAGUUUCUAUGUAUAUGGAUUGUUUAUUAAAGAGAAGAGGUACAGGUAAAAUUAUGUACCCACCCACAAAGCUAAUUGAUAAGAUGAAAGUGGUGAGACAGGCAUAGAAACCCGGAAUAUGGGUCGGGGGAAGAGAUAUUUCAAGGACUUGAACCAGAAACUGUAAUUAUACAAACAGUGGAUAAUGGAAUGGGCAGCAAUCAUCAGAUGCUUCUCAUAAAGAAAUGUGAGAAGCAUUCAAAGUGUUAGGCGGUAUUACAUUUAAUGAUCUCUGCCAUGGAGGAGGAGCUAGCCACAGCUUGGGAGAAAAGGUGAGUAAAAUCACCUUUUCAGCGCAUGUGGAGAGGGACGGGAACCUAAACAGCCAUACGAGGAUGAUCGUAUCCCUUAAACGAAAAUGCAUUAAUUCAACAUAGGUAUCUUGUACGCUUUGUAGCCGAAUGGUUUCUCAGGUCUUAGGUCAGAAUUGCUGGUAUUUCUCUUUAUGUGUACUCUUUCUGUCUUUUCUCAAAGCAUGGACUUUAAACACAGCCAUGCAUUGAAUAUAUUGACAAAGGGCCCUGAUUUUUCACAGGAUUUACAAUAGAUGGAGAAACAGUAAUUUAUAUACACCAUAAAGCUGUCAUCGGUUCCCCUCCUUUAGUGUUUUCAUCCUUCUUCAUAUGCCAGCUGUGUGCCUUCCUCUAUUGCACCCUGUGCCAGAAUCUAAGAAUAUAACUAUUGGUAGUAGAUUAUUAAGACUUUAUAUUGGGAUUACUGUGAUACCAAGCAUACACAAACAAAUAAAUAACACAUAUAAAAUUAAUUAUGGAGCUGUGUGGUUUAUAUAUAUAAUAAGCAAAAGAUUGGGCCACAAACUGUUAAAAUAAGUCAUUGUAUUAUCCGGUCCUGUCUGAGAGCUACAGCCACACAAUGUUUAUUAAAAUAAAAUCCUUUGGACGAAAUUGAGUCUGAUAUGAUUUGCAGAGGCUUGCCUAGUUUUUAAAAUUAUAGCGUUGUCUUGUAUAAUUCGUUCCCAUAAAGUACUGUAUGCUUUGCUCUCAUUUACACGUACCCAUCUAAAGCAGUCUGCAUUUUUCUGUAAUACAAAAGCUGUGUAUGAGGCAUUGUUUUAAUAUUAUUGUGGUAUGGGCAAAUCGUAAAGCUCCCUGUCCUUACUAUAUAAACUACAUUACUGCUAGCAGUUUGUGAGUUCCAGCCUGUCUUCAUGUCAUAUGAAUACAGCAUAAAUCGAUGACAAUAUUAUAGUUUGUUUUAUUUUCUUUCUAAAUUCAACAUCUAUGAAACGUCAGCUGCAGUUUUGCGUGUGUUUGUUUUCCCAUUAAUAGUUGUAUUGAGAACUUUCAUUUGCAUUAGUACAUAGUAUUUGUUCAAACUCCCUUUAAGUUAGUAAUACUGUGUACAUGUCAAUAUUAAGGUCAUAUAAGCAGAAUGUUACAUUUAAAAAAUAAAUCUGUUUGAAUAAACAGUUACUUCUAGAACCCCCAGUUUCCAACAGUUGAACCACCGAAGUUUGUCCUCUGGCACCAGAUACAGCAGUCUCUAGUCUUUUUUUGUUUUAAAUUUUAAGUGGGUCUGUCACAUUAUAGAAUUUCUUAAAGAUAUAAGCUUAAUGAAAUGCUGUUUAAAGAUUGCAUUGAAAUUUCACUGAAAUUCUGACGCAAUCCAGAGCUACAAUAAGACAAAGUAGGGGUCUUAUGGUAAAGCCGGAGGUUGGCAAAAGGAGAAGCGACUCUGUCAACGUUUGGCCAAUCUCAUCAGCUGUCAUAAAUGACGGCUGUGGGAUUCAGGAUUUGUCUGUGCAGGCCCUCACAGGAUUCUCUAUAGACCUCAGUGUUGUACACUUGUGAAUAUGCAAGAGUAUAGCACUGGCAUGGUCAGCUGAAGCACCAGGAGUCAAAACUAUCAUCAUGAAGAUUUUAUGUUAUGGGAGUGGCCGUGUUCCUUUAAAAGUUACCACACUCAAUUUUUUUUUCCUUCUAGCUUAUUUUUAACUGUGUUUAAUUGUUUUAGUUCUACUUCAAGCUGUAUUGUGUUAUGGCAUAUCUGUAGAUAUAUUGUUAUUUUUAUGUAACUUCAUAUGACGUCCUUUUAUGGGCAGGAUAUUAUUGCAGCUUGUAUUAUGUUUUUUAAACACUACGAUAAUAUUGGGACAAAAAUAAAGUCAUGCCUUUAAAACAUAAUCACACCAUCACUCUAUCCAUUGCAGAACUCUCCAGCCAGACAUGAGUUGCAAUCAGUAAAUAUCUGUCUAUCACCCCCACACCCUCUUAUUUAUUUAUUUAUUGUUUUAAAUAUUUGAUGAUAAUGCCUCUUAAAAAGAUAAUAUAUGUAGAGCUUUUCUCCUAGCCAAAUUGUAAGUGCUUUAACGGUGAGGGUUCUUCACACAAAGAUUAUGAGAAUGGGCUAUUCCUAGGAACACCAUUGCUCCCAGUUGAUUAUGAUGUGUAAGAUGAUGUGAAGCAUUGAUUGACAUAUCUUGUAUUUAAAUGAUCAGGGCUAGCAACUUUUUUUUUUUUUUUAAUGAUUAUUUAUUAGCAUGCAUUAUGCUGCUUUUUUUUAAAAUUUUUCUGGACUGAUUAGUUUGAGUUGAAAAUGUCCAUUAACCUUUGACAAGUAGCUUAGGUUCCCAACUGAAAACAGCUCUUUUCUGGUUGGUGUCAAUGAUAUUCUUCCAGCCGUGAGUAAAUUAAAGGAUCACUAUAGGGUCAGGAACAUAAACAUGUAUUCCUGACCCUAUAAUGUUAAAACCACCAACUAGCCCCCCUGGGCCCCUCAUGCCUCCAUAAAUAUAGUAAAAUCUUACUGUAUUCAAGCCAGAAGCUGUAGAUCUGCAUGUUGUUUGCCUAAAAACAAAAAACAAAACAAGCAGUCUGCUGAAAUCAUCAGAAGUGGUAGUCUGAUCCAAUCACAAUGCUUCCCCAUAGGAUGACAAGGCGGCAGAUCAGGGGCAGAGCCAGCAUGAUCAGGGCCGGCGCGUCCAUAAGGCGGCACAGGCGGCCGCCUUAGGGCGCACCGGCUCUGGGGGCGCAAUAUUUCAGUGACCGGCAGGAGGGAAGCUCUCCCUCCUGCCAGGCCACCUUUUGGAUCCCCGGCGCGGCGUGCGGCUGUGCUGUGAUCAGACGCGGCGAGGGAGCUCUAAUUUCCACGCUCUGCUCCCUCGCGCGCUGUCUGCUGAUACCGCGGGAGCCGGAAUAUGACGUCAUAUUCCGGCUCCCAGCCUCACUUUGCGGCGCGCGAGGGAGCUGAGCAGACCGCUCAGAGGAAGAGCUCCCUCGCUGGCCGCCCGCCCAGCAGCCACUGGACCACCAGGGAGGUAAUGAACCCCUUCCCCCCCAGCACUCCCAGAGGUAAGGAGGUGGGGGGGGGGAGUGAAUAAAAAAAAAAAGUGUUAAUGUGAGUGAGUGAGUGUGUGUCUGUUAAUGUGUGUGUGUUUUGUUAGUGUGUGUGUGUGUCUGACUGUGUGAGUGUGUGUCUGCUAGUGAGUGAGUGUGUGUCUGUUAGUGUGUGUCUGACUGUCAGUGAGUGUGUGUUUGCCUGUGAGUGUGUGUGUGUGUGUGUGUCAGUGUGUGUCUGUUAAUUUGUGUGUGUGAGUUUGUGUGUGUGUGUGUGUGUGUGUCUGCUAGUGAGUGUUAGUGUGUAUGUGUGUGUCUGACUGUGUGUGUGUCAGUGAGUGUGUCAUUUAAUGUGUGUUUGUUAGUGUGUGAGAGUUUGUGUGUGUGUCUGCUAGUGAGUGUGUGUCUGUUAGUGUGUGUGUCUGACUGUUUGUCUGUUAGUGUGUGUGUGUGACUGUGUGUCAGUGAGUGUGUGUGUGUCUGACUGUGUGUGUGUGUCAGUGAGUGUGUGUGUUUCUGUUAGCGAGUGUAUGCGGAUCUGUCAGUGAAUGUGAGUGUGUGUGCUAGUGAGUGUGUGUAUGUGUGUGUUUGACUGUGUGUCAGUGAGUGUGUUUCUGUUAGCGAGUGUAUGCGGAUCUGUCAGUGAAUGUGUGUGUGUGUGUGUGUGUAUUUAGCGGGCGGGGGGAAGGGUUGGGAGGGGACUGGUGCGGUGGGGGGGGGUGCCUGAGUUUUGUCCUGCCUGUUAAUUUAUUAAAAUAAUUAGUGAGUGUGUGUCUGUGUGUCUGUGAGUGACUGUCUGUGAUUGUGUGUGUGUCUGUGUGUGAGUGUAUGUGUGCCGGAGUGUCUGUGUGCCUGUGAGUGACUGAGUGUGUGCAUGAGUAUGUGUGUCUGUGAGUGCUUGUAUGAGUACUGCAUGUGAGUGUAUGAGUGUGGCAGUGUAUGUGUGUCUGUCAGUGUGUGUUUGUGAGUGUCUGUCAAAUCAGUGAGAAUAUCUUUGUCAUUGAGUCUGUGUGUGAGUAUCAGUGUGCCUGUCAAUGAAUGAGUGUGUGUCAGAUCAGUGAGUCUGUGUGUUUGUCAUUGAGUGUGUGUGACUGUCAGUGUGUAUACACCACUGAGUGUAGCGUGGUGGAACGCAGUACAGGAGCUUCUGUUUCCUGUACCCGGCCAGACUGACUGGAGGUGCUCACUGAGAGAGCACUCCCUGUCAGUCCGGCCAGGUACAGAAAAUUGAAGCUCCUGUAGGGGAUAUCCUCCACUCGGCAACGCUACAAGAGAGGUAGGAGGCACACCAGGAAGGGGAGUGCGACCACUAAGGGGGUGGAGGGUGCACCAAGGGACAGGGAGGGGAGGGGAGAGAAACACCAAGGGACAGGAAAAAGAGGGGAGAGCCUAGAAGAACACUAAGGGACAGGGAAGGGAGGGGACCACUAAUGGACGGGGAGAAGAUGUUAUUUGGGGGGGGCGGAAAGAUACAUCUUCGCCUAUGUACCCAAAAAUCCUUGCACCGGCCCUGAGCAUGAUUCAAACACAGCCCUGGCCAAUCAGCAUCUCCUCAGAGAUGAAUUGAAUCAAUGAAUCUCUAUGAGGAAAGUUUAGUGUCUGCAUGCAGAGGGAGGAGAUACUGAAUGUUUGGAUGCAUUUUAGGCAGCCAUGACCCAGGAAGAAUCUCUAACAGACAUCUGAGGAGUGGCCAGUGAAGCUAUCACUAGGCUGUAAUGUAACAUUUUCUCUGAAAAGACCGUGUUGACAGCAAUAAGCCUGAAGGUAAUGAUUCUACUCACCAGAACAAAUUCAAUAAGCUGUAGUUAUUCUGGUUACUAUAGUGUCCCUUUAAACUAAUGUCCAUUUUACCAAAAGCAUUACAACAAUGUAAACUAUUUGUAGUAAUGUACUGUAGAAAUUAUUGAUUGCCUGACUGCUUUCCCUUUGAACAAAUUUGCCUAUGCAGCUGCCUACUUCUCUUCAGUCUAAAAUUAGGAGUGGUGAUGGGGUUAUUUUACUGUGGUAUUAUGCCUCCUUUCAUAAUCUUCCUUGGACUUCCUGUAGUUUAGCAUAACACAAGAUGUCACUGAAGAAAAUGGGAAUGCCAGGAUUAAAGGGGUUCUAUAGUGUAAGGAAUACAAAGUUUUAUUCUUUACAUUAUAAUUCCCUCUGUGCCCUAUAGUCGCUUAUUCGAUUCCAGCACUGAUCUACCUCGGCGCUGGGUUGGUGCCUCCUCCGACAUCAUCCAACGUGGUAAUGCAGUGAGGACAUACAGCAUCAUUUAGACCAGGCAUAGGCCACCUUCGGCACUUCAUAUGUUUUGGACUACACCUCCCAUGAUGCUUUGCCAGCAUUAUGGGUGUAAGAGCAUUAUGGAGGAUGUAGUCCACAACAUCUGGAGUGCCGAAGGUUACCUACCCCUGAAUUUUAGGCAAAAAAAAAGUUGGUUAGCCACCAGGAAGUGCCACUAGUGGCUGACCACCCUUUAACUGAAGUCAUAUCACGCACUAACACUGUGGAGUCUGUUCUCUAAACCCCCAAUUUGCUUUUGCAGUUUUGCCUGAUUUCAUUCGGUUAAAUUCUCUAGCAAUCCGUUGUUAAAAUUAAUAAUGUGCAGACUUCUCACAUUUACAGUAAAGGAUGUGAAAUCUUAACCUUCCUGUUGAAAUAACUGGCAGGUCGUGUUAUUUCAUCCGGCGGAUAAUGAUUUCAAAUCUUGUACAGUGUGUCGUGACUGACAAAGUUCAUGCAUAUUGCUGAUGGGUUCAGCAUAAAAUAUUAUCGUAUUAUUUCACUAAAAUAUGGAACUAGGAAUAUUUACUUCUACCUAAUGCAGAAGAAUUUUUCCCGUCUUUCAACAACUCUCAAGUAAAUUUCAUGCAACAGGUACCAGUUAAAUACAAGAAUAAAAAAAUAGGAAAGAGGAGUUUUUGAUGUUCUACGUAUAGGUCCUUCUUACAUGUCACUGCCCUAUAUCGAUACCUUAGCAUUAACAGGAAGUGGUCACUAACAGAGAUAAGCUUAAGGCACCAGUUCUUAUGAAAAAGCUGUCACUUUCAUCAAGUAAUGAUUAGUGCGCCUGUAACAAGACCGCAAACUGUUAACUUACAACUAUCCCUUCAAUCCUUUGAAAUUGUGAAAAAUUAAAACCAAAAGAUACACUACACUAAUUUACAGCAAUAUAUUCACUAAAAAAUGUAUUUAAAAAAAUUAGUUGGCUGAAUACAGAGCCCAAUUACUCUUGUAGCUAACGAUAACGCAUCCUGCAGCACAGCAAGAGGACAUAGUCUUAAAUUAGAGGGGCAAAGGUUUAAAAAUAAUAUCAGGAAGUAUUACUUUACUGAGAGGGUAGAGUAUGCAUGGAAUAGCCUUCCAGCUGAAGUGGUAAAGGUUAACACAGUAAAGGAGGAGACUAUAUUUAAAAGAAGAAAAACUACCACAACAAGAGGACAUAGUCUUAAAUUAGAGGGACAAAGGUUUAAAAAUAAUAUCAGGAAGUAUUACUUUACUGAGAGGGUAGAGGAUGCAUGGAAUAGCCUUCCAGCUGAAGUGGUAGAGGUUAACACAGUAAAGGUGUUUAAGCAUGCGUGGGAUAGGCAUAAGGCUAUCCUAACUAUAAGAUAAGGCUAGGGACUAAUGAAAGUAUUUAGAAAAUGGGGCAGACUAGAUGGGCUGAAUGGUUCUUAUCUGCCGUCACAUUCUAUGUUUCUAUGCAGCUAGAAGUUUUAUAGUCCUUUUUAAGCGAGUUAUUACAAGGAAGCAAUUUCCUAGUAUCUUUUAUUUCAGGGCAGGGUUGGUCAUCCCCAUACCUCUGCCACAGUCAUGGCAGAGCAAUGUUUAAAUGGGCAGUGGCUUUUUUUAAUAGGGAUGCUACUCCGCCGCACGGAGUGAAUCGGUGACGUUGUCUGAGCUCUGAUGAAUGUGGUGCCUGGGGUUAAAAAAAACAAACAUUGGUUUUAGGCCAUUUUUGAAUUGCGGCCAUUAUUAUUAUUAUUAUUCUUUCUUGGGCUGUGAUGCAGUAAUUUAUUAAAUUGCCUGAUUUUGGAUAAUGUCUGUGUAAUUGUCAUUCAGCAGUCAGUGCUGUGGGAGAGCAUGGUUCACACAGUGUUUAUUAUUUGGCAGGGCUGCUGUGUGGUGUGUAAUCCUGCCCAGUGUGGAGAGCAGUGAGGACACAAAGUUCACACACAGCGAACACUAAAACCGUUUCAUUCGAUCUAUUCUUCCGUGAAACGUGUUUAAUGAGUUCGCAUUUUGACCCCCUUCCGGCCGCCGUACUUUCUGCUCACUCGGCGCGCUCUUCUUCUAGUUUCACCAGCGGCCAAAGGGUUACUUUUUUUUUUUUUUUCUGUCAGUCACGCCCUCCCUUUGACGUCAGCGCACGCGCUUGAAGGGGGGGGGUGAGAGAGGGAGAAAAUAAUAAAUAACAGUGGUGAGCGCGUGCGUACUCUCUCCCUCCCCUCGCGUUCUCUCCGCCCAGGUCCACGUGCGCAUAGAGCACAUGGCUACCCCCGAGCCUGGGUGACGUCAGUUUCUCCAGCCCCGCCCUCGGUGAGCCAGGACGUGUUUUUUUUUGCUGAGAGGUUGGGUUCGGAUGGGAGGGUCUGUAGCACGAGAUCCGCAGCGCGUGCUUCUUCUACUGCGUGUAAGUUCGAGUAGUGGGCGGAGCUUGGCGUGAGGUGUGCUGCCCCCUGCAGGCCGCCUGUUGUGUUGUCACUUUGUGUGUGUGUUUGUGUAUAUUUAUAUAUAUAUAUCUAAUAUCUAUAUACACAUACACACAUACAUGCAAUAACUGAUUUAUUUUUUUUUUAUAGAAAACUAAAUUAGCUGCUUAGAAGAAAUGUGUAUUUGCAAUUUAGUUGUAGGUAAAUUGUGCUCAUUGUUAUUUACAAAAACAUGAAUUGAAAGCAUGUUUUCUAAAUUCAAGCUGAGAAUAGUCAAGAUGUUAGGAUUCCCCCCAUCCACGUGGCAUUUUUAUUAAACAUGGACAGCUGUUUUAUGCGUCUGUAAGUAUACUAUAGAUUGAAAGUGUUGUAUUUAUUUUUAAAGUUUUUGGAUAAAAGCAAAGGUUUUUAUAAAAUUAAAACCUGUAAAAUCAAUAGUUACCUUCAAUUUAGUGACAAGUUCUCCCCGAUCUGUUCCACGCCUCCUCCGUUGUCACUGCGCAUCCAUCAUUGUACGUCGUCACCGCUCGUCAUCCUUCACGGUCCGUAGUCUGAUCAAAUAUUAGGGAGUGAGGGCGGCAUAGAUUUAGGGUUUGAAGUACAAAAGAAAGAGAAGGGGAACAGAAUGCUCAAUAACGUAAUGUGAAGGAGAACGGAGUGAGGGCCCAGUGUCGCAAUGUAAAGUGCAAUAGAGGGAAAUUUCAAUUUAAUAAUGUAAUUUAAAGGGGAAAGAGGUCUUCACAUUGCAGGUGCAUUCACAGUGCUGCCUGUUUACAUCUGUCACUAGCACACAAACGUGCAGAUUGUUCUGAUUAGACGACAUUUCAAGCAGACGCCCUGCACACACAGAUUUCUUGCUCUGUGACCAUUCCUAAAAGCAGAAGUGGUCAUGGAGGUUGUCGUACCUCUUUAAUCUGGAUAACCUAAUGAGAGCCGUCAAAAAUACAUCUUUUAUUUGCAGGUACAAUUUCCUCUUAAGCAUUUCAAAUGGUACUGGUUCAUCUUUUUCAUCUAAACUGCAAUGCUUUGCAGACGUGUGAUUGCCAAUACCUGGCUCUAUACAGCUUGCUUAAAGGGACACUCCAGGCCUUCUGCCCAUUGGAGUGGUCUGGGUGCCAACUCCCACCACCCUUAACCUUGCAAGUUUAAUUAUUGCAGUUUUUAUAAACUGCAAUAAUUACCAUGCAGGGUUAAGUUCUCCUCUAGUGGCUGUCUAUCAGACAGCCACUAGAGGGAUUUCCGGCUUCUUAAAACACGAAAAAUGUUUUAAACGACACAGGAAGUCCUCACGCUAUGCACGAGGACCUCCACCGUCGCCGGAAUUGAAUAAUGUUUUUCUAUGGGGAGAUCUAAUGCGUGCGCGGCCAUUGCCGGCUUCAUGGGCGGAGCCUGACCCAGCGCCAAGGGACAUCCACUGAAGGGGUUUUAUUGUGCCUGUUGAGGUUAUGUCUGUUUACGACAGAGUAGGGCUUGACAAAUUUGCUUUGAAUCUCGGAGCCAGCUAAAAAAUUAUAAAGCUUUGUUUUAAAACAAAAAACUUUCUACUAAAAAAAAGUUAGGAACCAGCUUUAAAAAAAAACAAAAAACUAGCAAAGCUUUAUUUUUAGCAACAGAAAUAAAAAUUUUUAAGGGACACAAUAGUCACCAUAACCACUUUUCUGCAUGAUAGCCUGCCAAUGCUUUCUUAUGGGAAAGCAUUGGAUCGCUGAGAUCCAGAUUGCGUGGGAGAUAAGGUGAGUAAAAAUAUCUUUCACAUGAGAUUGGUGGGGGCCUGUACACAAAAAAUACUGGAACCAAACGACGAUGGACAUUUAAGUUGCACAAAUAAUGAAUAUAUUCUGAUUUGACACCAGAUGUUUUAUGCAAUGCAUCAGUUUUUUCACUUUGAUUUUUGUGGCCAUUGACAUGCCUUGUUAUUUUUAGAAUUUAAGUACCAAUACUCACACAUACUCACUGACAGACAGUCUCUCACACACUCUCAAAUUAUUUGUUUUAUUGGAAUUUACGUCCAGCCUGCCUCCCUACCUUUGGGACAGCUGGAGUGGAGCAUUUCCCUGAGGUCCAGUGGGGCUGCUAUGAACCUGGGGUGAGGGACGGGGGCUAAAAGGUGGCCAGUGCUGGACGGGCUGACACCCAGAUGCCAGAACAAAAUUCAUUGUUGCCAUGGCAACCUGGCACCUGGAAUUUGGCGAGCCAUACCUUAGAGGGUGUAUUUUUUUCUCUAUUAAUGACAGCAGUUUGGAUUUCCCUUCAUCUUCGUCAAAGAUUCUGUGGUUCAGUUGUUGAACUGUGGUCCUAGUCUGUUGCUGGAAUAUAAUCAUUAAUUAGCUGACUUUGGGCUCUCUCUUCCUAAAAAUCAUUCAUACAUUGUCUAACUGUGUUGUUUUAAAAGAAGACCGAAGGGAUUGAUGCACGCCAUGGUGCUCUAAAACAUCCUGUGGGAUCCUGAACAAUUAUUAAAUGGCCAGAUAAACCCCUUUCCUCCCCCUUCUGUGUGGUCUAGUUAUCUUGUUCUGUAGCAUGUGUUGCGAAUCUUGGCAUUGAGAUUUUGUUUACUAGUAUGACUGCAGAUCCCAUGGUAAUAUAGCCUCUAAAUUCUGUCUGUGUAACCGGGAGAAACUUCUAUGGAGUACGUGGGUGGCUUUGCUAAGUAUUGGUGAGCUGCCAAAUCUUUUUACUUGCCACAGAAUCCAAGGGAUAAGGCCGGACUUUUAACUAGUUUAUAAGACACUGCAAAUAGAAUUACUCUUUCAUUUGGAAAGGUGGUUAACACAAGGUGUCCUUGGCUGUUGUAUAACUACAACUCUUAUUAUUCUCUGCUAGCCUUUAAACUAGCAAUGCCUCAUGGGUGUCGUAGUUCUACAGCUGCUGGGAUGACAUGUUGGCAAUACCUAGCUUAACCUAUUUUGCAUCGAGACUGUUUUCAGGCAUCAAAGGGCAUAACAUGAAUGUGCCCAGGAGCAAGGUUUUUUUUUAGAAGUCACACAAAUGCAUUCAUUAGUUGCUUGAUAAAUUGUCUCUUGCUUGUAUGCAUUUUGUAUAAUGGUUGUCCUUGGCAUUGCUGUAGUUUAACACUUCAGUUUGCUGUAAUUUUUCUGAUUGUUUAUAAAAAUACCGACUUUAAUACGAAACACACUUUUAUAAUUGUGGGCAGUAACAGGCACCGUGGGCUUUUUUUUUUUUCUCAUUGGGAAAUAUGACAUCAACUUUUUUUUUUUUAAGUGGCCAUGGAGGAAGGAAUCUGUAUGUGCAUCAUUUCUCGUUGAAAUCAAGAGAUUCUGAGAUAUUUGCACUAUUUGCCAGGGGCUAGUUGCACCUCUGGCAUAUGUGACUUUAGGCAGCCCGGAACACUGCUAAUGUCAAUUCUGUGCAAAAAAUGUCUGUCAUCAGCGCGCACAAUGCGCGGGUGGUAGUGGAAUCCUUGAUCUCCCCUCCCUCCUUGUAUGAUUCAAGCCAGCCUCUGUGCAUUGCUUGCUAUAUAUCUGCUUUUUCCCCAUUUCUUUCUAAUUCCCUUUCUCCAUUCCUCUGUCCAACCCCCACUCCCUGCCUCCCCUCACCUGCUCAGACUUUGUGCUUGUACUCUGAGCCUGUGACGUCCAAUGAAAUGCUUCUCUAUGAAGAAUUUGAUUGGACCACAGAGAGGAAGUGAGGAAUACGACAUUGAGACGGGGCGUGGACAAUCUAGAUUCCAGGUAAGUUUUAACUUUACUUUUCAGGGAUCUCAGACAGAAUAAGGAAAUAACAAGUGGCGAGAAACACAAAAACAAAAAAAAAAAACCCCAUAAGAUAAAUUUUUUUUUAGAUAAACCUUUUAACUCUGAUAAAACAGAAAGCAGCUACAUUUAAAGGAACACUCCAGCAGUAAAUAAAUUAUCUAUCUGGUGAAGGCAGUAGCCAUGUCCUUGUGGUCUAUGCCUUCUAUACAACACAGGUGUAAUGUUAUAUCGUUGUUGAAGUAUGUGAACACUGAGUCCUGUUUGUGUUAACAGACUUUCAGCAGCUCCCUUUUUAAAACACACCUUUGUAGCUCUCAAAGUAAACAAUAGGAAUUAUUUUAUUCAUAGAAAACUUAAAUCUACAAAUUAGGUGAAUCGUUUGCACCCUUACGCUGACCCAUGUAGUUUAAUAAGAGGCUUUCAUCCUGAUGACAAUUCCUCUGUUGAAAGUUGAAAGAGCAAUGUGACCUGAAGCUGGGAAUACAAAGCUGCCACUGUCCAACGCACUAAAAAGGGGGCGGGGUGUAGGGGUUUGAAGGGAGGUAAUUUAGGAAAGAACAGAAUACUGUGUAUUCUGUUGACCUCUCCAUAAAAUAUAUUUAAUCAAAGUAGGCAACAUUGUAUAUUGUAGUAUAUCACCACUUGGGUUGUCCAGUGAAAAUAAGCUCAUGAGUUCCAUAUAACAAGAUUGGAGCCUGUAGUUGCUUUUAUUUUAUUUGAAAUUGCAUCCUGCUAAAAAAUAGAAACCAGUUUGAUUUACACACAACAGUAUUUUCAGUAUGCCAGUGCUCUCAAGUGUGUAAUUAAACUGCACACUUCUAUUGCCUUCUAACCCUGUGCAUACAUUGGCUACAUUUAAAGGAACAGUCCAAGCACAGUAAACACUACCAGGCCCUACCAACGUCUCAGAGUAAGUAGUCAAAAUGUUUAAAACCAGUUUGGCAAUUUUUGCCUGGAGUCCCCCUGGGCACCACUCACUUUACUAAAAUAAUCUCUACUGUGUAGGGCCUAAAAAGUCAGCUGAGCGUCCAAGGUGCCAUGGGAACCUUAGGUAAGUUCUUAAACAGUUCGACUUCUUAAUCUGGGAGAGUGCCAGUGUACUCCAAGCACCAUAACCACUACAGUGGGUUGUUGUGGUUUUGGUGCUUGAAGGAUUCCUCUAAUGUACAUGAGCUCAAAAGGCUCAGAAACCUGGUGGCUACACUCCAGCAGCAGGGCGGUAAGAAGGGUUGCCCCUAAGCACACUAGAAAUUGAGUUUUAACCCAGGCAACUUAAAAUGCCUACUUCCUUUUUAUAAUUACCCUGAAGCAUGGUAUAUUUCCUACUUUUAUCACCUGCCUUCGCACAACAUGGAAAGUCCUGUUGAGCAUCAUAGCCUCCAAUAUCAACAGGCAUACAAGUCCAUCCAUGAUACCAAGGUAAUGCACUAUCUUCAGUGCUGUUCUGCAUAGGCCUCAACUCCCAUAGCCAGAUAAUCUUGAAGAGUGGAUAUGGAUACAGGUUCGAGCUACUAUCAGCUACCUACUCUACAUUGAUGAACUCAAGCUGCAUGCCAAGAGUUAGCUGGACAUUGACUCACUGAUCCACAUAACUAGGUGACUAGAUAAGUGUAGGCGCAUGAUAGCAAAUAAAAGGGAAGAUAAUCAGAACAGAAGGUGUUCAAGUAUCAGGUCAAAUAGAAGUUGUAGAGAACAACUACAAGUACCUGGGGUACCACAAAUACAUGGCAUCCGUGAGGAAGCGGCAAGGAGCAUAGCAACAUCCCAGUACCUCCAGAGAGUCAUACAGGUCUUGAGGUCCCAGCUCAAUGGCAAGAAGAAGAUCCAAGCCAUCAACACAAAUGCUAUACCAGUCAUCUAGAAUAAUAAUAUGAGCAAGAGUUGUUCACCAUGGAUUUCAAGACCCGGAAACUGCUCACUAUGAAUGGAGGAUUCCACCCAAAAACCAACACCUAUAAACUGUAUACCAGCCGGAAGGAAUGAGGUCGGGACUAGUAACUGUCAAGGUCACAGUUCUGGAUGAAAGACUGAGCAUCCACAAGUACAUCAUGAAGAUGGCUCCCAAAAAGGAACCGUUAAUGAUAUGCCUUAGACAACAUCCCAAGAGGAUACAAAAAAGGAGAUGGUUCAAUUGCAAGACAAACCUUUCCAUUAGUUGUACCAUUAGCAGGUAGUGAAUGUGGCUCACAUUCUGAAAUCCUCCAAGUGGUUAGAAAAUGUAGGACUGAAAGACUGCACUGAGGCACUAAUCUUAACAGCGCUGGAACAGGCACUCAGCACCAGAUCAAUAGAAGCAGUGUUGCAGACUUUUCAGAGGCCUCUGAGACAACCCAGCACAUAGUAGUCAAAUGCAAGAGGUUAGCAGGGGCAGCAUACACUAUUAAGAGGCACAACCACUUUGCUGGGACCGAAAUAUCUGCAGUGAUUAUGAGCAGGACCGUCCAAAUGCGAGAUACCGCAAAGGUUGUUGAGAAUGACAUGGCUGGUUGUUGAGACCGACAUGCAAGUAGUUUUUACCACAAGGAGAGAACAGUGCACUCACUAUUAAAAGGAGAUUACUUUCACCGGGGUGCAGGUGAAAUUUCUUCUCUAUUUCCUCUCUGCUAGUUGCAAAGGACACUAAGUAACUAAUAAGGAGCCAAGAUGGAGAUGACCAUUGUAGGAUGAAGAGAUGUGGACUCUAAUCUUAUUAUAAACAAUGAUAUAAACAAGCUGUACUUUGGUACAACAUAUAUAAAGGUUCAAGUAAGUGAGGACAACAUUGAUGGCAUUGGUGUGGAUCCUUUUGCUUAUAAGUGUCUGUAAAUACAGUCCAGGUUUUACUGCAGAGUUGUUCAAAGGAUAGAUCCUUAGUUUGAGGGUUUACUUUUUGACCACCUCCAUUUAUGCCAAUUGUCCCUGAAUUAUGUGGGUGAUGCCACUCCCCUGUAUUUCAGCUUGUUGGCAAAUGGGUUCACAUCGUACGUAGGGCGCAGUGUGUUAUGUCUCAUAGAAUAGAAUACAGAAAAUACAUUUGCUUAGCAGAGAGUGUGUUUGUUUUGUUUUUUGCCCUGUUAGCUGAUUGCUUAUUAUAACACAUAAUGCAGCUACUUUUUUUAUUGAUCCUGUGUUUUUUGCAUGACCGCUCAUCUUCCAGCUGCUGGAAAAAGGCUUUUGACUGGUGCUAUAAGUGUUAGAAAUCUGUUCUGUGAUACAGAAAGCAAAGCUUGACCAUUAAUAUAUAGGGCAUUCAAAGACCAAGAGCUUGAUGUGCGUUUGGUUGCUUAGCAAUGGGAUGAUUAGUCACCCAGAUGGCUAUAAAGACAGUCUAAUUUAAAAAAAUAAUGUGUGUGUAUAUAUAUAUAUAUAUAUAUAUAAUGUAAUUUAUUUUUAAAGAAUUUUAUUAAAGUGUAUUAAUAUUUUAUGUAUUUAUUUUAAAUAACUAAUCAGAGCAACAUAUCGUAAAAGUAAAAAUACUCUCAAUUUAAGGGUGUGUAUGCAUAUAUGAAUUUUAAGCCCUAUUUUUAAUAUAGGGCUUAAAAUUUGAAGUCCUAUACGAGCCAGGCCUAAAAUGUUACGUGCUACUGCAAGCCAUAGCAGGGCCAAAUUUUCACACUCAAUGGCUAGUGUCCCGUGGAAGUUCUAAGCCUUGUUAGGUAUCUAUUUUGCUGUCCACUGAUAGGAAUAUUUCCCAUCAUUUGGUUCACAGAUCAGUUGUGAAAAAAUCGCCAUUAAUGCUAAAUUAUUAAUUUAAGUCCAUGUUCCAUCCCUUUUAGCAUAAAAAGCAUGCUAAAUAUAAACGGAAGUGAAAAUAUUUGUGAAAGGCCAAGUAAUAGGCCGCUUAUCACAGCUGCUGUUGAUCUGAAAUAUGCUGUGUUUAGCCAAUAAAGCCAGACAGAACACACCAUAAUCACAAUGCAAUGAUUUGUGGACCCAGGACAUACUUGAAAACGAGAGAAAUCUCAAUGUAUCUUUCCUGGUAAAAUAUUUUAUAAAUAAAUAAAUUUAACCCAGUGCUGACUUUUUCAAGCUUUUUAAAUGUUAAGCUUAAAAGUGACAUGCCUCACCUGAAAAUUAUUUUUUGUAACCAGCAAGCAAACACUUUUCAACAAAUAUACAAAGCAAAAUAUAGCUAGAAAAGCUUUGAAAAGCAUAUAAUAAAAAUCUAUAAACUCUGUCAGAUUGCAUUGGUAGGGACGCCUGUCAGCUAAGGGAGUUUCCUCAGCAUCCAACUCUUUUCCACCCGUCUCAGUUUCAGACCAGUUUAUUGACCAAAACAGUAUCAUUGUGCAGCAGCAGGAGAGAGAAACCCGACACCGGAACUGGCUCUGCAUGAUCUCACUGAUCAACUGAUUUAUCACUGAUAAUUUAGGAGGGAAAAUAAAUCAUGUUUACCUGCAGAGUGAGGCAGCUGUCUCAAAGUGAUGUAAAUGCCUUGUGCAACCUUGUGCAGAAUUUGCUAAAUAUUAUGGUCAAGAUAUUCUGUGAGAACGUAUAACUGAGCAAAUGGUACAUAGAGAAUUAAAAAAUAAAGAAGAAGAAGAAGAAAAUGGAUUAAAGUUUGUUGGAUAUAAAUUCAGUGUUCUGUGAUGUCCCAUGGCAUAUGGGAUUGCUUCUCUAUCAUGCAUACAGGUAUGCUAUUAGAGAUACAGGGCAACUUUAAAAAGUUUAGUGACUGGAGCCACCAACUUUUUGGAAUUAAAAAAAAAAAAAUGGUGAUGGAGAUAUUUUAAAAAUGUAAAGGAGAGAUUGUUAUGAUUUACCCAUAAAUCACUGACCUAAAGGGUAAAUUUAGAAAAAAGAUAAAAGGAAGACUAAGCCUAUUGGAAACCACGGAGUUGAGGCAGUUUCCACGGUGACAUCUAGUUUCCGUCUCCUUGGAAACAGCUGGGAUUUCUCCGAUAGAAUAUGAAACAGAAAUCGUAGCCUCAGUGGACUCGUUUUUACUAAUUUACAUUUCUAGACGCAGUGUAGUUGAGAUUAAAUCCUAACCUAAAUAAGUGCUCUUGUUUUCUGUCAUUGAACGUAAACAAUAUACCCUUACCAAAAUAUUGUCAAUCGUUUGAAGGAAAAGUAACGCUGUAUUUAUUUUAUUAUGCUUUAAACCUAACCUACAGACAUUUAUAGGAGAACAAAUUGUAAAACUUUGGCGUAAUCUUAAAUUGAUUGGUUUUAACACCGCAUGGAUGUACAAAUCACUGUCUUGGCAAACACAAUGGAGUAUUAUAUUUUAGUGCUGGUAGUUUCGUGUAUACAUUGUGCUCAGCAAACCGCUCACAGAUGUCUAGCGAUAAUUAAUUUACCCGUCAAUGCCAAGACAUUAAAAGCCUCUGAAUGAAUACACACUUGUUAAAUAAUGUGCACUGUUUGGAGGUGGGCAUUUUUGGAAUAAGGUGGAUGGUACACCUUAAGUAUUGACCAUGCAUACUAAUCAGAAGCAGUUACUAAAACACAUGUUUUAUGGUUCUAGAGCACAUUCCAUUUGCCUCACCUAUAUCAAUGCUUUCAACAUUAUACUAUACAUUGACAUGCAUAACUAUACAUCAAAUGUAGAACUACAACUACAUGGAUGAUUUUUAAGACUGAAAUUUUGUGGUAAUUUAAGCCAUAACGACCAUAUUGGAAAAACAUUUUUUAGCCAAUAAAUAUUUUUGACAGAUCUGCGUCUUUGGUCCAAAAUGUUAAAUUUCCUGGUUAAUUCUUGGCAAUUUCAACAAACAACCUGUUUUGUGCUGGUUACACUGUGCGUGGAUGGCUGUCUGACAGCCCUCCCUGUGGCCUUGCCCCCUGAGUUCAUUGCUAGCCAUUCUGAAUAUUUGUAGGUGUGCAGCCAUUUUAUGUUAAUUAGCAAAGAACCAAAGAAUUAAUACUUUAAUUGCAGGAUAAAUAGAAAGUGAAAAUAUUUGUGAAAGGCCAAGUAAUAGGCCGCUUACCACAGCUGCUGUUGAUCUGAAAUAUGCUGUGUUUAGCCAAUAAAGCCAGACAGAACACACCAUAAUCACAAUAGUGGGUUAUGUUCUGCCGAUAACUUUAUUUUCUGCCUAAGACCGUACAGUAGUCCAUAACCUUUUUUGACAGAGAAUCAUUCCGUGCAUGAGCAUAGAAAUCGAUUCUUCAUUUGUGACUUCAUGACCCCUUUAAAUAUCAUACUAUCAAAUAAAAUAAUUGAAAAACACCUUAUGUAGACUCUUCCUAGUGUUGGGUUCACACAGGUGAAGGCAAUACCACUAAAAUAUAAUGUUUCCUAACCGCAGAUGAUUCAUUGAAAUGGCAUAGGGACCUACAUUCGUGUCCCAAUCCAGAAUCAACGAAGCAGUUGGAUUCAUUAUCAUUUUUUUUUUUUUUUUUAAUUUUUGCCUACUAUAAAAAAAUUACUGUAAUUCAGUUCAAUAAAGUCAUCACUUUUUGUGUCAAACAGCAGUUUGGUGAUUGAAUUAAACUAUAAGUUUAAAAAGGAAACCAAUUGGAGACUGAGAUGUCUUGUCAUAACAGGAAACAAGUUACUUCAUAAAAAUAGACGUCUACCUUUCUAAUUUAGAUAUUCAGGAAUCUGAUUUCUAGGAAACACAAGGUUCACAUUGUUUUUAAAUAUCCUCCCCUGGCCUUGAACGCAGCAAUACAAAUAUUGAUGUCCUGCGUGACCUUUAAGUUCAUAGACCUUCAUGUUAACUUGAUAUACAAAACAGCUCUUUUAAAGAAACCAUAAUGUGUGUAUGAGGGUACGGCUGUCACUAUAUCCUAUACCAGGGAUAGGCAACCUUCAGCACUCCAGAUGUUGUGGACUACAUCCCCCAUAAUGCUCUGGCAAAGCAUCAUGGGAGGUGUCCAAAACAUCUGGAGGGCCAAAGGUUGCCUAUGCCUGUCCUUUACUAUAGGACCUAUAGCAUUAGGAAGACAACCCUGUGUUCCUAAGGCUAUAGUGUUCUCCUCUGCAUCAAAUAUAAAAUGGAGGGGAAAGAGUUUUACUCUCCUAUAUAUAUCAUAUAUCCUACAGUGAGUGCAUCCACUCACUAAAUACCAGCUUCAAAGCUCACAGAAAUGUGUUUUAUUUUUUUAAACCCCUAACUUGGACAAAAUUAAUAGGAAUUUAGGUACAGCAUAUGAUCAUACAUUGAAUAAGCCUGCCACAAUGCCAAUGUACCCCAUUUUUGUUGUAUGCAAAGUAUGAUCAUAUACUGUAACUAACUAGCAUUCUAUUGCUCUAAACAUAGAGCAGCCGUGCCAAACUACAGCAGCGCAUGUCCACACUUCUAUGAGUACGGAAGGGGAAUGCGGGCGGGGGGUAAACAGACAGAACGGGGACACAGGAAGAUUGAAGAUGGGUUAGUGGAAUGACGGAGAAGGGAGGUAGGCAAGCAGAAUUGGAGAGGGACACUAGGUAUUUCAGUAAAAUGAACGUAUGACUGGACAGAUUGCUUUCACAUCUUAUGAUAUGAUGUAACGUUCACGAUUGUGCAAUGAUUGCAAUCUAUCCGGAGGCAAAGACGAAGGCCAAAUACACAUUUGUUCUGGUGACUGAUGGGUGGGAUAAACUAUUUAAAAGCAAUGAAGGAUUUCUGCCAGCCAUACACUUUCACACUGUACGCUGUCCAGCCAGCAUUAUCCCAGAAGGCAUUACCCAAAAUUCCAGAAUCAAUCAUCUAGCCCGAUUGGAUAUGUAAAAUGGAGUUGAGCAAGAAAAUUAUAACUAAUAAAAAAAAUUAGACUAAGUUAUUCUGUGACUGCUUUUCUUUAUACUAUCCCAAGUGACGUCAAAGCAGACAAAGAAUGUUACUUGUUGAAACAUUGUCUGUUCUACUUGGCUUGACGUCAAAACAACCAGUCCCAGAACAAUUUGCUGUCACAGAGCCUUCUAGAUAUGUCGACCAGGACUGGUUUUGAUUCAUUUAGAGUAUCCUAGAACUAGAAUGUAGUAAUACAUCAUUUUCUCUCCCUGACAAUACAAGUAUGAACGACUACAUUACAGUUAAGUCUUGGACAUCAUAAUAAACUGAAGGGAAAUGAUAGGGAAAUGAUAGGCUUAAAUAGCCUAACGAGAAUAUUUCUCAGAUUUGACUUUUUUUCCAGCUUAGUUAUUUUGCCCUAAAUAAAUUGCAAUUCUCCACAAUUCUCAGUUUAGUGAAUAAAUCCCAAAAUGAAUAUUGGAUUGGAUUGCGCAGUGCUUUCACACAUGCUCCGUUUAUUUUGCUUGCGUCAAUGUUGUUGUGCUAGUGAGAGAUACUGAAUUGUAACCCCUUAUAUUAACCUAAACCUGGGUGUUAUAUUAUCCUAAACCUGUCUCAGAAAUCAGAAGCCGUGUACAGCUUUGCAUUGUAUAACUGGCCUUAUUAGACCCAUAUAGGUCACAUCAGGAAAUACUCUGAAUUACUAUGCAUGGAAGGUAGCCAUGGCCUUCAAACAGUGUUGCAGUUAUGGCCAUAAAAAAUAGGCUUUUAGUUUUUACAUCCACGCUGCCAGAAACUGUUAUUUAAUUGAAACCUUACUCCACUCAGUAAUGUGCUCAUAUUUCUGUUUUUCUUUUAAUGGGUUCCUCCCUAUAUAUCCCUGCACCAGUCUUUCCUUCUAUUUGUUAGUGUUUGCAGCACAGACACCCCCUCCUGCUCCCCCCCUUCUGUAGCCAGCAUGCUGUUGUGAGAUCAUGAGUGACAGAUCCUGGCAUUCUGUUCCUGAAAGCCUUAAAUGGAAUGCACGCUGGCUCUGGAAACUGGCACAGGUCCAGCUCGUUUCCCGGCAAAAAGGAGUAACAGGGCGGGAGGCAGGGGGGAACCCUGACGUGUUCGCAGACACGUGUGUUUCUGCUGAGAUAUCAAGAGGGCUGGGAGCAGGAGGGAGGUAUCACUUAAAGGGAUAGUAAAGAGUGUGUGUCUUCUAGAAAGCGAUGCACAAACAUGUCCUGUUUGUUUAAGACUUCUAGAUAUGCCAGAAACCUGUUAAAGGCUGAUUUAAAAUAUAGUAGUUUAUAAAUAAAUCAGGUAGAAUGCCACAUAUCACCCAGCCAUUCUAGAUUAGACAGACUAUAUUAUAACUUGUCAUGCUGUCCAGGGUUUGGGGCUGACAGUACAAAUAGCCACGUAGUGACGUUUCAGCAUGUCACUAAACCUAGUCUGUUGUGCCAAACAAUUACCAGGGAUUUCCAAGCAGAGCAUUUUUACAGUUCUUUUUUGCAUAUGCAGGCCAUGAUGGCUGCCAAUCGAUUCAGCAAGCACCUAUGGCUAUACGUUACUUCCAGACAUGCUUUUUAGUUACCUCUCCAAUCCACAUAUCAGUAAUGUAAUUCACGCUCUUUUUACCAGCUCUCUCUCAUGUCCUGCUUUCAUACAUCCCAGUGGUGGAAAGUAUGCUGACAUGCAGAUUGUAUAAACGGGUGAACACCUAUUGUACAGCGCUGCGGAAUCUGAUGGCGCUAUAUAAAUAAUAAAAUAAUAAUAAUAACUGGCUUUGCUUUUACUGCCGUCGUGAAUAUUUAUGAAUCCUAGUUUUUGAUCAGUUAAUUUCAACCUCUCCUUCGGAGACAUAACCUGUAUCAAUCCAUCACAAAAACCAUUGUUUGAAUUUUAGUAAUCUUUUUUUGUUUCAUUCGCAUGUCUCAGUAGGUUACAUUGUAUUGCAAAUAUGAAAACACAAAGAAAGGUUACAUAAUGCCAGAGUGAAUAUUGUAACAAGGGGUACAUAAGAAAGCUCAAGGCAAAAAGAUUAAGUUGUUUGUGCAGUUUUCCUGCAUUAUGUAUCUAUUAUAUUUGUUUUGUUUUUGGGCGGGAAGGCUUAAAGGGCCAGGGUUUCUCUAUUUGUAUCAAACUGUGUCAUUCUCAAUAGUUUGACAUGAAACCAAGGAAAGCGACAGUGUACUCUAGGUAACAACUAGAACAAGCCUACUAAUUUUUGUUGCAUAGAGACUCCUUUCAAUAUUGGGGAAAAACAUAUCUUUGUCCACCUUUAUUCUCAUGCUUUAUUAGUCUAUCGGACUUACAUGUUUUGUGCUUGUUUCCACAGAGUUUGAAAAGGAAAGAGAAAGAAUAUGAGCAUGAAAUGGAACGCUUGGCCAGGGAAAAGAUCGCUACACAACAGCGACUGGCAGAUUUGAAGAACGAGCUCAGCCAGUGGAUGGAUAUUUUGGAGAUUGAUCGAAUUGUUCGUCAGACCGUUCAGCCUGAAGAUGAUCAGGCCUCUACCUCCACAGCUUCAGGUACACUGAAUAUUUUGAUGACACAAAUACGUGACCAACAUGGUCUUAUUUAGCAGGUUGAUGUCAAGGCUUUCUAACCCUUUACAUAAUGAAUUCCUUUGAAAGAACCUAACAUGUUGAAAAAAUAUGCAGCAUUGUGCCUUAUGCUUGUUUUUUUAUGAUCGGAUGGAAUGUUUAACAGAAAAGAAAAAAAAUGUAAAUCAGAGUAAUAUGUUUAAUCUGGAGGCAAUUCAGUUCCUUCUGGUAUUUUCUUUUAUUGGCUGAUGAUGCAUAUACUAGUGUAAGGUAGUAAGCUUAGUAUUGUUUUUUUAAACAGAACUUUCUCUGUACUCCUUAGGGCUCACAAGUGUUUUUUUUUUUAGAGCCAUCUCCUACCUACAGGCUUUAAAUGUCCACCUUGUGCACCUGAUGGUUGCGCUGGGCUGUAAAAAGAAAUCGAUGCAAGGAAUUAGUUUCAGAAUGAAAUUGGUUAGAGUAGGCAUGCUUCCUGAUAAAAUACUUUUGAUGGUUAUAUCCAAUUAUUCACACUAGUUGUGUGUCUAUCAUCUUUCUUUAUUUUUAUUUUUUUUACCUUCGUCAUAAUAUUUGUGUCUUUUCUUUAUUUAUUUAACUUUUUAUCCUAGCUUUUCUUAUAUAGCUUUCCUCUGUGGUCACAUCGCAACUCUUUGGGUUCCAUUUUUUUGUGUGCGACAUUACCGUCUAAUUUUUAGUUAAUAAAUAUUUUCCCAUGCACCUGUGUCCCCUUAAUUUAUCCCCUAAUACCAGUAUUCUACUAUUCAUCCCUCCCUGGCUAUAGGUUUCCGUGAUUGUGCUUCUACCAUUUCUGUUUUCCCCAUAUUAUUGCCAUAUGUUCCCCAUUUCUCUCCCUACAUUACCACAUUCCACUGUCGCUUACGUACCUCCACUUCUUCCACCAUUACCAUAAUCUCCCUUCCUACUGCCAUAGUACCCCUUAUUGCCAUUACACCCACACUGUAAUAUGUCCCCCAUUUUUCCUCCCUCCAUUAUUGUAUUGAUGGAACAUGUCUUCUGGCAUCAGAUGUUUGCAUGUAUAAUGCCUUUUUUUGUGUCCUCUACUUAUUAUACUUUAUUUGCUGUAGGAGGCAGUGUGAAUUUACGUUUAGUAGAAUUCACAUGCUUUAGUAGAAAUGUAGGCCGGAGCGUUGUAGAUUUUACUGGUGUUUUCAAAAAUACACAGUAUAGUGCCACAUACAUAAUCGUGCAGCAUAUAAUAGAUAUAUUGAUUGCAUAUUCUCUAACUUGGCAGAACGUGUAACCAGAAUUCACUUUCUUUCUUUCUCUGCAAGGUCAUAGUUUUGUCUGCAUGGUCAGAUAAAUUAGCAUCAUGUAAGGUAAUACUUUGAGAACAGAAUGUUUCUUCUUUGCAGAGGGAUUUGGAUAAAAUUUGGGGCCGACGAGGUUCAGCAUAAAUAAAUAGUUUUAGAAUUUUGCUAAGUAGUGUAACGUGAUAUUGCUUGGCCUUGUUUAAAUACCUCUUUAAAACACAGUUUUGCCAACAGACAAAUAUAUGGAAUUCUUUGAUGGAAGGGUUAUAGAGCAGAAGGUGCAGGGAUCCUACUGCAGGCAUGUUAUGGUAUUAGUUAAUCAUAAAUCUGAUAAGUUGAUUUUAAUGUAUAUGCAUACUCCGACUAAUGUAAUACACUUUAUAUUCAACCAUAAUUCUUUGUGCAAUGUGCUUUGAGGGGUAUUGUGAGUGAGCAUACAGCAUAUAUCUUUUGUGAAAAAUACAUACAUCUAUUAAGUGAAGGGUGACUGAAGUGCUGUAUGUUGCCUUGACUAGUCCCUAAUUUUAUUUCUUGCUUAAUAGUUAAUAUUCAGUGGGUACCUCCGCAUUCCUUAAACUAUGUAGAGUUCAGUUUAAGUUGUACUGAUCGUAACCGUGAGUUGUUUGAAUUAAUCCAAAACGCUUUCCAGAGCUCUGUGUAUCAUUGCCAUCCAUUUUUUUUGUGUCUGGUAGCUAAAACAAGGGGUUUAGUGAAAGAGUGUUUACCCCUCUUUCCUCCCCCCCCCCCAAAGAAAAACAGGUGUCAGAGAAAAAAAACAAAACAGACACUUUUUUUUUAAAAUCUAUACAUUUGUUGGUAAAUUGUCAAAAUUAUGAUCUGUAACAUGCACUAAAUAAACAUUUGAAUGGUAGGUGCACCUUAAAAUCCCAUUUGAUAGAAAUCUUUCUUUCGUCAGUAGUAGUUAGGACACAGUGUUCCUCUAUUUUGUAUUCUCCGUGUUCUGGCAUAGAAUCUUUAUUCAUAAGCCCUUUAAUCUUCCCUUUCUCUUUCUCUCUUCAAAGCAAGGGCAAAAUAAAAGAAGUGGUUCUUAAAUUGAUGGUCUGGUGUGCGUAAGUGCAACAGCAGACGCACAGGAUAUAGCGUUGUGGCAGAGCCUAUUGCUUUCAGGGAAUGUAAUAGCUGUGUUGGGAUAGAAGCUUAAAUAGAAUGGAUUACAUUAGGGCAACAUCAAUAACAUAUUCAGAAGGUCAAGACGAAUGCUUGGGAUUUCUUUGGUCUGUUUGAACUAUAGGUUGCCGUUUGCUUUCUAUUCGUUUCGACUACAUGGUAAGAAAUAAAUGUCAUAACAUUAGUAUGAUGUAUUAACUGAGAUAAUGAUGUGAUUGCCACUGGUUAUUAAAAUUUCCAAAGUGAUCCCAUUGGAUAAUGAAUUUUUAACGUUUUAUUUGUAUGGCACUAGAAACACAUUCCUAUCUAUACAUGUGUUUCAUUAUCUUUUUUUUAAAUCUUCUCUUUCAGAGGGUGAAGACAACAUUGACGAAGACAUGGAUGAUGACCGGCUGGUAAAUUCACUGACAAAACGGCAGCAACCUGAGCUUCUGAAGAUGGUUCCUUCCAGUGCAGCCUCCCACAAUCACCAUUCCACUGUUCUGCCUCAGCAUGUGUCCAUUCAGCAGAAGCAAGCUCCAUCCCCGCACGCACAGCCUCAGAUCUCCAACCAGUCCCUGGUCCCACCUCAGGCCCUGCUGCCAACACAGACUCAUAUUGUGGCUGCCUCAACAGUGCAGUCAACAGUGAUAGCCCACACGGCCACUACUCAUGCGUCCGUCAUCCAGACUCUCAAUCAUGUCAUCCCGGGGCCUCAAACCAAGCACAUUGCUCAUAUUGCACCUUCCACGUCAAGCCCUGUACAAUUAACCACUGCUGCUCAGCCAAUUGGCCACAUCACUGUGCACCCAGCUACCAUUAAUCAUAUGACCCAUCUCGGCCAGCCGUUACCCAUCUACCCCCAGUCUGUUGCUGUAAGUCAGCCCAUGGUGAGCCACAUCGCUCACACCAUCACUCACCCGCAAGUUAAUGGAACCACAAACCUAGGUCAGCCAGCAGUUAUGGCAAAGCCAGCGGUGGGGACCCAGGUGGUGCACCAUUCCCAGCUAGUUGGGCAAACCGUUCUGAAUCCGGUGACUAUGGUGACUAUGCCAUCGUUCCCUGUCAGCACCUUGAAGCUAGCCUAAACACUCACAACUAAAAGUCAAGUAAGAAUGAAUUUAAUAAAUAAAAUAAGUUAUCCAACAGACAGCUUCUACAGAAACUCCAUACAUUCCUACAAAGUCAUUUUCCAAGGAUGAGAAGAUCAGACAUUGUCUAAACUGGGUUAAAACCCACACAGUCAGUCACUUUGAAAAAGGCCGGCUUCCGGGGGCCUCUCUCUAUAACACAACAUAGAGUCCAGUGCACUGAAAACUUACCAUACUCAUUGUCUCAGUGGCAGCAGCUCAUAUUGACUUUAUUUUUAUUUUGUUCUACUUACAACCAAUGAAUACUGAAUGAGACAUUACAUUUUAUCCUCUACUCCACUCAUACUUUUAUUCUUUUUGUUUUAAAUUUUUCUUUGAAUAUUACAUUGUAGUAUACAAAUUGAUAAUCUCUUUUGGACAAAGGCAGAAACAGACAUUGUCACGGUGAGAAGACUUGCUGUAGUAACAGCUGCAGGACAUACAAAUAAAAUAUAUAUAAAAAUAUAUUUAAACAUUAAAGUUUGGGAAGCAUAAUCGAAAAGUGAAAAAUAAAUAUGGCAAGCCCUCUCUUUUUCCCGCAGAGGUCAGCAAUGAGCUGGCAUCAAAUAGCUGAAAGCCUAUGCGGCUCUAAAGAGUACUUUAUUUUUAAAAAAAAUUCUGUUUUGACUGUUUUAGCAAAUCGCAAGCAUUACUCUUGGUUUGGUGGUCCAGAGCAUAAUUCCCAUUAUUCGGAAAUCUGGAAAAUAGUCAAUAUACAAAUCCUGAGCAUAUUUAUUCCAUUUGAUUUUUUUUUUUUUUUUGUAACCCCUAUGUCUAUUGUAGAUAAUUGGCAAUUGACAAAUUGUGAUCAAAAUCAAAAGCUUUUUGAUAGUAUUAUUACGCAUGAUUGUCUUUAAUUUUACUAAUAUAGGGAACAUGGAAAUGUUAGUUACAGUGUUUAAAGGAAAAAUGCAUACAGAAUUUAAAACGCUUUGUUGUGCCCCCUAGAGGUCAUUUUAAAAUACUACGUUGCUACAUAUUUGCUAUGCAGUGUUUUGCCGUAGGACACCUCAACCUACUAAAGGUUCCACAGUAUCUGUUAAAAGUAAUUUGCAUUGGCAUUUCUUCUCGUGCCUUGAAGUGUCUUGUGACAAAUGACUCUUAGUAAAUGAAUGCUAUAUUUAUUUUGCCCCCACAUCAUCAGUUGUUAUUCUGCGCUAUUUUUAGUACAGUGAAUUAAAUGCUUAAUUUGGUAACUAUAGCCCAAACAGAGGCAACAUUAAGGCUAAGAGAAUGGGGCUUAGAGUCUCUUUGAAAUCUCC